CUUGACCCAAGCAGCGCUAAGUGCGCCAGAAGGGUCGAUUUCCCUGAUUAUAUAAAGCAGCAGUUUUAACUACCAAGGCUACCGGGAGGGACAUCCUCUCCAAAAAACAACAACGACAAAGAAUCGAGCCCCAAGCUUCCUUCGCCUCAGAGGUCCCCACCUCCACUUUCCUCCUUCAGAGCAGCCGAGGAAUCGCACAGAGCUGGAAGACGAGGAGUCGAGCGCGCAGAGAAUGGACUGAGCACCAGGGAUUGAUCCAAAGGACGCACGAAUCAGGUAGGGUCCUCCUCGUGCGCCCCCGUCCCCUGCCCCUCAGUUUCCUGGAGGUGCAGGUUUCACUGCUGCUAAAUGUUAUUCUUUGCUCUUUUGAUCUCCAGCUAUUCCCACCAUCCAGGGCGCAGCAGCCCCCUGUUCCCCCCACAUUUUCCCACGGUCCUUAUUCCACGUCUGCUUUUGCCGGCUGGGGAUGCUUCGUGGGAAACGCUGUUCGCAUCAGUUGUUAGAGUCGCCGUUCUUCAGGAUCGAGUCCCUCCCCAGGAUACUGUCUGGGUGGGUAAGGGGGGCGGUGUAUCAAGUCUCCCCCGAGCGCAUGUGGAUAAAUGCACACGCGCAUGAACGCUAAGGCGCCGUGCAAAGUCUUAGUUUUACGCGCGAGCACUGCAAAAUGCCAAGGUAUAUUUUGCGAAGUUUUGUGAUGAAUUAUGUUUCGGGGGAGUCUCCCGGUGUUAAUGACCGAUUGCAUUUAUAUCCUGCAUUUUUCUCCCGGCGACUCAAGGUGCCUCGCGUGAUUCUUCCCCCUCAUUUAAUCCACGCAACAACCCUGUGAGGUUGUUGUUUAGUCGUUUAGUCGUGUCCGACUCUUCGUGACCCCCUGGACCAGAGCAUGCCAGGCACUCCUGUCUUCCACUGCCUCUUGCAGUUUGGUCAAACUCAUGCUAGUAGCUUCGAGAACACUGUCCCACCAUCUCGUCCUCUGUCGUCCCCUUCUCCUUGUGCUCUCCAUCUUUCCCAACAUCAGGGUCUCUUCCAGGGAGUCUUCUCUUCUCAUGAGGUGGCCAAAGUCUUGGAGCCUCAGCUUCAGGAUCUGUCCUUCCAGGGAGCACUCAGGGCUGAUUUCCUUCAGAACGGAGAGAUUUGAUCUUCUUGCAGUCCAUGGGCCUCUCAAGAGUCUCCCCCAGCACCAUAAUUCAAUACAUCAAUUGUUCAGCGAUCAGCCUUCUUUAUGUUCCAGCUCUCACUAUUGGGAAAACCAUAGCUUUAACUAUACGGACCUUUGUUGGCAAGGUAGGUUAGGCUGAAAGAGGCCGAGUGGGGGGAUUUGAACUCCAGUCUCCCAGUUCCUAGCCUGACACUCCAACCACUACACCACACUGCCUCCAAUGUGGGGACCCCUCAGGCGGUAACCCCUCAUAUGAAAAUUAUUCUGGAAUGACAGGCGUGGCCCUAUUUCCAUUUGCUCAGAGUUGCAAGUUAUGCUUUCUUUUCCUUGAAAGUAUCCCUUCUUUCUACCCCUGGCAAAAUCUGAUUCUAUCAAGGGCUGUCUUCUCUCUCUCUCUCUUUUUAAAUAAAUUUUUAUUAGUUUUUUUAACAUAUCAUUUUCAACAGUAAUUAAACAUACUUUUACAUCUUAUUCAAAUUUUUGACUUCCAUCAAUCCUGUCUGAAAAUUUUCCAAUCUAAUCUCUCAGUAUGCAUUUCUUAUUUUCCCUAUUACAUUUCAAACUCAUAACCAAUAUCUCUAUCUUUUUCUACUUUGUAACACUUCGUAUAUCUCUCCUUACAAAACUUCUUUUUUUAAAAAAAAUAAUAUUUAUUAAAGUUUCAAUGGGAAUAAUAAUAAUAAUAAUAAUUUAUUAUUUGUACCCCGCCCAUCUGGCUGGGUUUCCCCAGCCACUCUGGGCGGCUUCCAUAGAAACAAAAAAUACAGUAAAAUAUCACAGAUUAAAAGCUUCCCUGAGCAAUAAAAUAACAAUAAAAUUAACAAUAAAAAGGAAAAAUACAAAGUAAAAAGAAAAAACAGUUAAAAACAAUUCCAACUUUUCCUCACUUCUUUUACGUUUACUUGUUUCCCGGACCUCCUCAUACCUCCCUCUUUUGUAUUCCAAUUCAAUUUGUUAAUCCAACAAUUCCUUUCCCUCCUUUUUAAUCCUAAUCCUUAGUCUUGAUAUAUUGUAACGUUAGAUUUUUACAUAUUAAAAACCAAUUUUUCCAUAUUCUUUUGUACCUAUACAGCUAGAAACCACUUAACUUCAAUCCAACAUCAUUCUAACAUUCAUUAAUUUUACAAUAUUUCUGUAAAUAGUCUUUAAAUUUCUUCCAAUCUUCUUCCACCAACUCUUCUCCCUGGUCACGGAUUCUGCCAGUCAUUUCUGCCAAUUCCAUAUAGUCCAUUAAUUUCAUCUGCCAUUCCUCCAGUGUGGGUAAAUCUUGUGUCUUCCAAUGCUUUGCAAUGAGUAUUCUUGCUGCUGUUGUAGCAUACAUAAAAAAGUUCUGUCCUUUUUAACACCGAUUGGCCGACGAUGCCCAGGAGAAAGGCCUCUGGUUUCUUCAAGAAGGUAUAUUUAAAUACCUUUUUAGUUCAGUAUAUAUCAUCUCCCAGAAAGCCUUAAUCUUUGGGCACGUCCACCAAAGGUGAAAAAAAAGUACCUUCAGUUUCUUUACAUUUCCAACAUUUAUUAUCAGGCACAUGAUAGAUUUUUGCAAGCUUGACUGGGGUUAUGUACCACCUGUAUAUCAUUUUCAUAAUAUUUUCUCUUAAGGCAUUACAUGCCGUAAAUUUCAUACCUGUGGUCCACAACUGUUCCCAGUCAGCAAACAUAAUAUUAUGUCCAACAUCUUGUGCCCAUUUAAUCAUAGCAGAUUUCACCGUUUCAUCCUGAGUAUUCCAUUUCAACAGCAAGUUAUACAUCUUUGACAAAAUUUUAGUUUUGGGUUCUAACAAUUCUGUUUCUAAUUUUGAUUUUUCCACCUGGAAGCCGAUUUUCUUGUCCAAAUUGUAUGCCUCCAUUAUCUGAUAAUAAUGAAGCCAGUCUCGCACUUUGUUUUUUAGUUUUUCAAAACUCUGCAGUUUCAAUCUAUCUCCAUCUUGUUCCAAAAUUUCCCAAUAUUUCAGCCAUUUGACCUCCAUAUUGAGCUUUUUCAAGGCUUUCGCUUCCAUCGGUGACAGCCACCUUGGGGUUUUAUUUUCCAAUAAAUCCUUAUAUCUUAUCCAAACAUUAAACAAUGCUUUCCUGACAAUAUGCAAUAUGGUUUUUAAAUGCUUUAUGUGCUUUGACCUUAUCGUACCACAGAUACGCAUGCCAUCCAAAUACAUUGUUAAAACCUUCCAAAUCCAAAAUGUCAGUGUUUUCAAGAAGCAGCCAUUCUUUCAACCAGCAAAAAGCUGCUGAUUCAUAAUAAAGUUUGAGGUCUGGCAGGGCAAAUCCACCUCUUUCCUUUGCAUCUGUUAGUAUUUUAAAUUUUAUUCUGGGCUUCUUGCCCUGCCAGACAAAUCUAGAAAUAUCUCUCUGCCACCUCUUGAAACAGUCCAUUUUGUCCACAAUUUGCAAUGUUUGAAACAAAAACAACAUUCUAGGCAAUACAUUCAUUUUUAUCGCAGCAAUACGGCCCAGCAGUGAAAGCUUCAAAUUUGACCAAAUUUCUAAAUCUUUUUUCACUUCAGCCCAACAUUUUUCAUAAUUAUCUUUAAAUAAGUUCCCAUUUUUUGCUGUCAAAUUGAUCCCCAAGUAUUUAACUUUCUUAACCACUGUUAAACCUGACUCAUUCUGAAACACCUCUCUCUCUAUUGGUGUUAAAUUUUUCUCUAAAACCUUAGUUUUUACCUUAUUCAAUUUAAAUCCUGCGACUUGACCAAAUUCUUGAAUCAAUUCUAAAACCCUUUUGGUACUAGAUUCUGGCUCCUGUAACGUCAGUACUAAGUCAUCUGCAAAUGCUCUCAAUUUGUACUGUUUAGCUCCAACCUGUAUACCUUUAACCAACUGGUUCCUUCUAAUCAUGUUCAGCAAAACCUCCAGGACCGAAAUAAAAAGCAGUGGGGAAAUUGGGCAACCUUGUCGUGUCCCUUUUUCUAUCUUAAAUUCUUCCGUCACCACAUUAUUUACAAUUAAUUUAGCCUUUUGUUCUGAAUAAAUUGCACUUAUACCGUUUUCAAAGCCUUGGCCUACCCCCAUACCCUGUAGGUUCUUCUUCAUAAAACUCCAAGAAAUAUUGUCAAAAGCUUUCUCCGCGUCCACAAAUAUCAAAACUGCUUUAGUGUUCAUAUUCACUUCUAGUUUCUCCAAAAUAUCAAUUAUGUUCCUCAUAUUGUCAGACAAGUGUCUACCCGGGAGAAAGCCCGCUUGAUCUUUAUGAAUCUCUUCCAUCAACACUUUUUUCAGUCUCUUAGCCAAAAUGUCUCUCCUUACAAAACUUCUUGUAGUACCGUAAUUUGUUGAUUACAGUUGCUUUUCAAAUAGUUCAUAUACUUCUUCCAAUCUUCUGUAAAUCUCUGGUCCCGCAGGUUUCGAAUCCUUCCUGCCAUUUUGUCCAAUUCUGCAUAGUCCAUCAAUUUCGUCUGCCAUUCUUCUUUCGUCGGAAUUUCUUCUUGUUUCCAUUUCUGGGCUAACAAUACUCUUGCCGCAGCUGUUGCAUAUAAAAACAAUUUAACAUCUUGCCUAUUAAUGUCCUGACCUAUAAUACCAAGUAAGAAUGCUUCUGGUUUUUUAAAAAAAUGUAUAUUUCAACAUCUUUUUCAUCUCAUUAUAUAUCAUUUCCCAGAAGUUCUUUACUUUUUUACAUUCCCACCACAUAUGAUAAAAUGUUCCUUCUUUUUCUUUACAUUUCUAACAUUUAUUAUUUGUCUUGUACAGUUUAGCUGAUUUCACUGGUGUAAUAUACCAUCUAUACAUCGGAGGGCUGUCUUCUUCUCAGUCUAGCCUACCUCACAGGGUUGUUGUGGGUAUUAAAUGAGGAAGGGGCAGACGUGCAUGCCUCCUUCAGCUCCUUGGAUAACAAAAGGGUGGGAUAUAACUGCAAUAAAAUGGGGUGGCGGGGAGAAAUAUCCUGCAAAUUGCUGCUUGCCUCCAUGCAGCCAGGCAACAAAACACCACAAACUCUGGGUGUGAUUUUCUUUCUUUCAGGCCCCAGGCAGGUGAGAAGCCCAGGUGUGUGCAGGCAUCUCUUCCCCCACGCCUCCAUCUAUUGCAGAUUGCAAGUGGGGGGGGUUUGGGGGUAUAUUCACCUUAAAGUGGGGAGAAGGGCUGCAGCCCAUUGGCAGAACGUUACAUCUGUUUGCCAGGCCUAAUGUCCCAGGUAAACUUCCCACCAUAUAAGGUACAUUGCCCAUUCAGAAAUUCUGCACCGAUGGCAGGUGUGCAGAGUGAUUUGCGCUGAAUGGUUUGCUGUAGGUUGAGAAGGAUUUCUGACUCUCGACUGUUUUGUAACAUCAGCAACAAAACUGCUAUGCUCACCUGAGCUGGAGCCAGGAGUUGCGUGGAAUAUCUGGUUCUAGAAUAGAAACAGGCUCAGAGCAUGCUCAGAGGCACCCUGCCCUUAAAAUCUAAUUGUUAUGUCUUGUAUGGCUACUGGGCUCUUGGGGGGGGUGGUUCCUAGUAAAAUUCAGCAAGCCUGCAGUCUACCUGCCUCUUAGGUACAGCUCCUGGCAAUUAAUGUGCCUCCUCUCGAGGAGGAGGAGGAGGAAGAGGACGGUUGAUGCCCACAUAUACCAUAUUUUUCGCUCCAUAAGAAGCACCUGACCAUAAGACGCACCUAGUUUUUAGAGGAGGAGAACAAGGGGGAAAAAAAUUCUGAACGAAACAGUGGAUGUAUGAUUUUUUUGGUGCAGACUGUAGCCAUGGACAUGCUGUGUGAUCUGAUGGUGAAUUUGGGGUGACCCAAUGCAAAAAUACUGAGGAUCCAUGUGCUUUUACCUCCCCCCUCCCAGGCAGCCUCCUUUAUCUCUAGAGUCCCUUAUCUCCCUCCCAAUCGCUUGCAGAUCAGCUGAUCAGCGGCUUUAUUUCAACACCCCCUUCCCUCUUGUUUGCCUUAGUGUCUUUUCCUUAGCUGGAACAGUUUUUUGCUCUUCCUUUUCUUCUAAUUUCUCUCCUCAUUGCUUUCUGGUGUCUCCUCUCCUUGCAAGUUCGCUGCCUUUACUUCCCCACUCCUUUAUCUCAAGCGUCCCUUAUCUCCCUCCCCCGGCAAACGAUCAGCGGCUUUGUUUUAACACCCCCUUCCCUCUUUCUAAAAAAAAAAAAAAGCACAAUCUGCUUUUCACCCCUGGGCAAUUCGGUUCCAGGGACCACGCAUUCGCUUCAUAAGACGCAAAGACAUUUCCCCUUACUUUUUAGGAGGAAAAACGUGCGUCUUAUGGAGCGAAAAAUACGGUAGGUUGCCAGUGGGGCUGAAUUUAUGCUGGGGCUCCCCAGAGCUCAGCCUUGAGAGAAAAAACAAGAGAGGCUUUGGGCAUUUUAGGGACCAACAAUUUUGCUGUGGCAGAUUUAAAGCAGCUUUCCAUUAAGGUGAACCCAGUGUUAUUUGGGGUUAUUUAUUUUGCUGCAGUGCAAAAAGAAAAAAAGGAAGCCACACCACGGCUCCUACAAGCCCAAGUCGCAUGCCGCUGGUCAUGUGGCUUUGCUGGCUGGCGCUGAUAGUGAAGACUGCAACUCAGCACCUGUGAAACCAGUCAUAUGAUUCUGGGGCAGGUGGCAGUGUGGCAGGGCUGCUUGGGGCUGAUAGGAAAUGUAAUCCAUGAUGCCUGGAGGGCGCUGGGUCGGGGAACUCCGGCUUCUAAGAAUGCAACAAGGCCUCCUGUGUAGCUCUUUAGAAGCUACAGCUGCUCCCCUACGAAGAAAGCUUGCAGAGUUUGGGACUUUUUAGUUUAGAGAAAAGUAAAGAGGCGACAUGCUAGAAGUUUACAAAAUUAGGCCUGUCACGGAGAAAGUGCAUGGGGAAAAGGUGCUCUCCCUCUCUCUUAACACCAGAAAUUGUGGGUAUGCAGUGACGCAGGAUGUUGGAAGAUUCAGGACACAUAAAAGGAAGCACUUCUUUAUGCAGUGCAUGUUAAACUGUGGAACUCCCUGCCACAGGAGGCCAACUUGGGUGGUUUUCUUCUUCUUCUUCUUCUUUUUUCUUCUUCUUCUUUUUCUUCUUCUUCUUCUUCUUUGUUUGUUUAUUUAUUUAUUGGUUUUCACAUAUUACAUUACAAUACAAAUGUACCAAAGCCAAUACCAUUUCCUCCCCAUCUCCCCAUACAUUUACAUUUAUAUUUCCUCAAUCCACCAUAUUAUUCUUUUCUCCCUCCUCCCACUUCCCUCUGCCCCCCCUCAAUUUCCUCCACAUUACACAAUUUACAAUAAUCUUUGCAUUCCACAGUCUUCUCAAAUCAUCUAUCUAUUCUCAUCUUUCCUUACUAAUUUUUCUUCCAUCUAUUACUUCAAGUUUUAAUCUAGGCAUGUUAGCAUAUAUUUUUCUGAGCAAUAUUCAUCAAAACAUUUCCACUCCUUUUUUCAUUUUUGAUUCGACUGAUUUCUUAUUAUAGCAGUUAAUUUUGCCAAAAUUAAAUAUUCAUUUAGUUUACAAAUCCAUUCCUCCUUUGUGGGUAUAGUUUGUGACUUCCACCUAGCAGCAAUCACUAUUCUAGCAGCUGUACUUGCACACAGGAAAAUUCUUUUCUUUCCCUGUGGUAUCUCUUCAUCUAUCAGUCCGAGGAGAUGUGUCUCUGGUUUCUUUGUUAUUGAUAUUUUCAACAUCUUCUUUCAUUCUUCAUGUACUACUAUCCAAAAUUUCUUAAUUUCCUAACACCUCCACCACAUAUGUAUUAUUGUUCCUAUUUCUUGGGUGGCUUUCAAAGAGGAUUGGACCAAUUCAUGGAGGAGAAGAGGGCUCUCAAUGGCUACUAGCCAUAAUUAUUAUUAUUAUUAUUAUUAAUACCCCGCCCACUCUGGGCGGCUUCCAAUCACGUGUUAAAAACAAUACAGCAUUAAAUAUUAAAAGCUUCCCUAAACAGGCUGCCUUCAGAUGCCUUUUAAAGAUAGGACAGCUGCUUAUUUCCUUCACAUCUGAAGGGAGGGCGUUCCACAGGGCGGGCGCCACCACCAAGAAGGCCCUGUGCCUGGUUCCCUGUAGCUUUGCUUCUCGCAAUGAGGGAACCACCAGAAGGCCCUCGGCGCUGGAUCUUAGUGUCUGGGCUGAAUGAUGGGGGUGGAGAUGCUCCUUCAGGUAUACAGGACUGAAGCCGUUUAGGGCUUUCAAGGUCAGCACCAACACUUUGAAUUAUGCUCGGAAACGUACUUUGCUCUUUGGUCAGAGGCAAUAAAUGCUUCUGGAUCCCAGUUGCUGGAACCCAUUAGGAGAUAGUGUUUCUCUUGUGCCCGGAUCCUGAUUUCUGGUUUCCCACAAGAGGCAGCUGAUCAGCCACUGUGAGAACUUGAGCCACUUAUACAUUAUAAGGAGCGCAACUCUCUGCUGUGCGUAUAUAUAUACACGCAGGCUCUCCUCCUUGAGAAAAAAACGGUUUCCUGCCUCUCCAUCCUGCUGUGUAAUUUCCUCGUCUCCCAGAACUUCUGCGAAAUUAUGACUCAGGGUCUCCCAAAUGGCCGGCCGCUCUGGAAGAACAGCCCGACUUCCAGCCCCCCCACCUCCACCCCAAGGUCAGAUCCAUACCACCCAUCAGAGCACACCCUGAGUGGGAAGAAACAGCAGGGAUUCUCAUUAAGACCCCUGGCAUUUAAGCAGGCGCAAUGCCAUAAACACGUACAGUACUGACUGCACAGGAACUCAAGAAACUGCCUUUGUUGUUGUUGUUUAGUCGUUUAGGAGUGCCUGGCGUGCUCUGGUCCAGGGGGUCACGAAGAAGCGGACACGACUAAACGACUAAACAACAACAAAGGGGAGGAGAGAGAUUGCUGAAACUGGAUUGUAACCUCUGUAUGUGUUGCAGCUGCAAUGUGGGCAAAGCAGAGUCAGAAAGAGGAUUUUAAAAAGAAAGAAAGAAAAAGGUCUCAUGGAUCUCUCUUGCAGGGUCCCCUCCCCUCUGCCUUCCCGGAAUGAGGGCAGUUUUCAGAGAAGGCAGGUCACAUGGCAGCAAGGGGAGGGUCCAUAGACCAGGCAGGUAAAUCUGAUGUCAGCUGGUCAUUUGAGACACUUCCCCACAGAGAGAGGUUCAGCUGUCAUCUGGCUGGCGUGAAAAAGCAGGAGCGAAAAAGCCCCUUCUGCAAAGAUGGAAACUCAGGUAGGGCUUCCUGUACGCUGACUUUGGGUCAACCCAGCUCUGGGGAUUCCCAGUGUGGAAGAUCCCUUCUUCAUAAACUUCCUGCUCCCACACUGUGGGUCCCUGGUCCCGGUCAAGUCUUUGCAGAGGGGUGCAAGGGUCAAGCAGGGCAGGGACCCUCUGGGGGGCCGCCUUUCCUGGUGCCCCAUGUGGCCCAGAUGUGUUUCUAUUUAUUUUUUUAAAAAACUUUUUAAAUUGAGUUUUCAGGUUUUUUUUCAUUUCAAAAUAAACAUUUUGCAAACUUUAACAUACCCAAUGACUUCCCUUCUUCUCCUUCCACGGUUCAUAUCACAUAUCAUACAUUCCUGCACAUUUUGCUGUAACCAUUCAAAUCAAUUUCCCCCUUUUACAUCCAAUAUUGUUUACUCUGUUUAAUUUAUCUUCAUGCUGCCAGCAUUUUGAGCUGUGUACAAUUAUUUUCUGCGUAUUCAAUAAUUAUUCUCCACUCUUCUUUAAAUAUGCGUUAUUCUUGCUCUCUUAUUCUGUGUGUUAAGCUUGCAAGUUCUGCAUAUUCUAACGUCUUAAAGUUGCCAAUCCUCUCUAUGUGGGACCUGGCUCACUUUCCAUUUGGGGGCUAACAGAACCAUGCAGACCAUCUUGUGCUCCUUGGAGAAAAAUGGCGGGAUGUAAGUGGUUUAAUUCGGUUGUCUAUUUUCUGACGUGGUUUAUGACGACUUCUUGUUGGGUUAUGAGUGGCCGCUCGCUAACACUUCUGUUGUAGUUAUGUGCUUUUUUCAUGUCGUAAGCUGCCCAGAGCAUGGUUUGAACAGUGGAAAGGUGGCAUACAAGUAAGAUUAUGUAUGUAUAAAUGCGAUAAAGGUAAAGGUACCCCUGACCGUUAGGUCCAGUCGUGGAUGACUCUGGGGUUGCGGCGCUCAUCUCGCUUUAUUGGCCGAGGGAGCCGGCGUACAGCUUCCGGGUCAUGUGGCCAGCAUGACUAAGCUGCUUCUGGCGAGCCAGAGCAGCGCACGGAAACGCCGUUUACCUUCCCGCCGGAGCGGUACCUAUUUAUCUACUUGCACUUUGACGUGCUUUCGAACUGCUAGGUUGGCAGGAGCAGGGACCGAGCAACGGGAGCUCACUCCGUCGUGGGGAUUCGAACUGCCGACCUUCCGAUUGGCAAACCCAAGGCUCUGUGGUUUAGACCACAGCGCCACGUUUUAUUUACCCAUAUAUGAACCUGAGUUUUGAUGGAGGGAGUUCAGAACGUUACACCUCAAAGAGUGCCUCUGGUUGCGUCUCCUAGAGCUUCAUGAAACCUGGGGUCCAGAGCAGAAGGCAGCCGCGCUCCCCAAUCUCUCCAUAAUAAUAAUAAUAAUAAAUAAUAAUUUAUUAUUUAUAUCCCGCCCAUCUGGCUGGGUUUCCCCAGCCACUCUGGGCGGCGUCCAACAAAACACUAAAAUGCAAUAACCUAUUAAACAUUAAAAGCUUCUCUAAAGUGGGCUGCCUUCAGAUGUCUUCUAAAAGUUUGGUAGUUGCUUUUCUCUUUGACAUCUGGUGGGAGGGCGUUCCACAGGGCGGGUGCCACCACCGAGAAGGCCCUUUGCCUGGUUCCCUGUAAGUUGGCUUCUUGCAGUGAGGGAACUGCCAGAAGGCCCUCGGCGCUGGACCUAAGUGUCCGGGCAGAACGAUGGGGGUGGAGACGCUCCUUCAGACGCUCCCAGCCAGCCUCCAUGGAGUUCUGCUGCCCCACAUCCUUUUAGCUGUUUCCAAAACCCUCCGGCAAAAGGACACUUUUUUCCUGUGCUGACAUCAGGCUCCUCAUAACCCUGGUGCCCUCUCCCUCCCAACUUUUUUUUUUUUUUUAUCUCCCCCCAUUACUCAGGGCAGAUGAAGAACAGUAAUUGCCUUGUUAAUCACUCUUAAUGGUCCUGUCCUCUGGUCUCUUUGUUUCUUAAUGGCACCUCUAUCAACUGAUCUCCUGAACAGGAAAACCAGUGUAGUCUGUACUUUUACAACCCCUGUCAGCUCACCUUAAUUCUCUAAACACUAAUUAAACCCCAACAGCCAGGAAUCUAGGGGGAGUCAGGGCACCCCCAAAUCCAUAACAGUACAAUAAGUCAGACCUAGGUUAGAUCUGCAAGCCAUUUGUUGCUAUGAGCUGACAGUCGGCUUAACGGCAAAGGCAGACCUGGGCUGAAGACAUGUUUCUGUUUUCACCUUUUCUUAAAUAUCACGGCCUAGCGAGCUUCUAAAACUUUCAUGUACACCUCCCUCUGUGCUCCCCCCCCCCAUUCCUCUGUUAAUCUUGCAUUUCAGCACGAUUGCAAUAAACACACAUGGUGUGGUGUAGUGGUUAAGAGCGGUAGUCUCGUAAUCUGGGGAACCGGGUUCGAUUCCCCGCUCCUCCACAUGCAGCUGCUGGGUGACCUUGGGCUAGUCACACUUCUCUGAAGUCUCUCAGCCCCACUCACCUCACAGAGUGUUUGUUGUGGGGGAGGAAAGGAAAGGAGAAUGUUAGCCGCUUUGAGACUCCUUCGGGUAGUGAUAAAGCCGGAUAUCAAAUCCAAACUCUUCUUCUUCCUCUAUAUUAAGAACAAGUCCCAUGUUAAUAUCCAACCUUAUGCUGAUUUCAUCAUCAUCAUCAUCAUCAUCAUCAUCAUCAUCAUCAUAAUUUAUUAUUUAUACCCCGCCCAUCUGGCUGGGCCUCCCCAGCCACUCUGGGCGGCUUCCAUAGAAACCAAAAAUACAGUAAAAUAUCACACGUUAAAAACUUCCCUGAACAGGGCUGCCUUAAGAUGUCUUCUGAAUGUCAGGUAGUUGUUUAUCGCUUUGACAUCUGCUGGAAGGGCGUUCCACAUACUGCUGCGACAGUAUUCAUUUAUGCUCCUUAUCCAUCGCUUAUCCAUAAACGAAGAAUAAUAAUAAGAUUUGGGGAACGGGGGUUGGAAUUUGAUUUUGAUUUUGAUUUCAGGGGCAUAUGCUGAGGCUGGGCACCUGUGAAAAACAAGCAAAGCUCCCCAAAGGAUUAUUAUUAUUAUUAUUAUUAUUAUUGUUAUUGUUGUUGGUUUUAUUAUAUCCCACCCAUUUGAAUGGGUUGUCCCAGCUUCCAACAGAUAUAAAAACAGAAGGAAACAUUACACAUUAAAAUAUUAGCCUUGGUGAAGACUUGACGCUUCCAUCCCCCAAAAAGUUUUUGAUUUGAGUUUCCACUGAAAUGAGGCUGCAUUUUAAUGUUUUAAUGUUGUAUUUUAAUCUUGUUUUUUAAGUUGUACAGUGGUACCUCAGGUUAAGUACUUAAUUCGUUCUGGAGGUCCGUACUUAACCUGAAACUGUUCUUAACCUGAAGCACCACUUUAGCUAAUGGGGCCUCCUGCUGCCGCUGUGCCGCGGGAGCACGAUUUCUGUUCUCAUCCUGAAGCAAAGUUCUUAACCCCAGGUAAUAUUUCUGGGUUAGCGGAGUCUGUAACCUGAAGCGUAUGUAACCUGAAGCGUAUGUAACCUGAAGCGUAUGUAACCUGAAGCGUAUGUAACCUGAAGCGUAUGUAACCUGAGGUACCACUAUAUUUCAAUCAGUUUGUUUUUAUAUCUGCUGUUAGCCGCCCUGAGCCUGGUCUUAGCUGGGGAGGGCGGGGUAUAAAUAAAAUUUAUACCUGUGGAAAACAAGCAAAGCUCCCAAAGCAUUUUUAUUGUUGUUAUUGUUGUUGCUGUUAUACCCCACCGAUCUGAAUGGGUUGCCCCAUCUCCCCUGGGCGGCUUCCAACAUAUAUAAAAACAGAAGGAAACAUUACACAUUAAAAUGUUCAGAAUGUCUCCCCAAAACCACCUCAGGCUCUCCCAUUGCAACCACUUGACCGUUUUUCCACCUUCCCUUCCAGGUCCUGCGGUGCUUUGGCUGCCAUGCCGGUCCUUAAGAACCCCUGCAAGCUCAAGAUGGCCAACGGCGACACCAGCGGCGGCUCGCUGAUCCUUGAGAAGGAAAGCCACCGGGGAACCAACCCUUUUGAGGAAGACCUUGAGGAGAACGAGAGAGACUCUUUCCUGGGCAGCGACUCCCCCGAGAGCAGGAACCCUUCCCCGGACGGCGGCAGCGGCACCUUCGAGCGGGGCCUUUUCAACGGCAGCCCCGAGGGGCGCUACAGGCGGCGGGCGACGCUGGAGAAGCUGGUGGGGCUCUCCCCCUUCCGCAUGGGCAAAGGGAAGAAGAGCGGCGAGAAGAAGUCCCCCGGGGAGAAGGGCUCGGACAGGAGGUCCUUUCUGGGACGCAUGAUGAUCCCCUUGACGGAGGGCAACCAGGGGACGCCGGAGAAGAGGAAGACCCGGCGCAGCUCCGAAGACUUCAGCCUGCUCCAGCUCCUCAACGGCCGCCGCAAGGAGAGCCUCUACGGUCUCGACUGCGGCCUGUCGGAGAAGGAGAACGGCGGUGGGGGAGACAAGCGCAUGUCUUUCCUCAAGAUCGGGCUGGGAGGGAAGGUGCGCAGGGCUUCGCUGGUGGAGAAGCUCAACCAGACCGAGGCGCCGGAUGCGGCCCCCGUCACAGAGGAGGCUGAGGUUAAGGUCAAGGAACCGCUCUCUGGUGAGUCUGUCAUUUUUGCCUUCUUCAGCAGCAGAGUUCCCCAGCCUUCAUGUUGGAGCUGUUGCGAAUAAUAAUAAUAAUAAUAAUAAUAAUAAUAAUAAUAAUUUAUUUGUACCCUGCCCAUCUGGCUGGGUCUCCCCAGCCACUCCGGGCGGCUUCUAACAAAAAUUAAAAAUACAUUAAAAUGUCACGCAUUAAAAACUUCCCUGAACAGGGCUGCCUUCAGGUGUCUUCUAAAUGUCAGGUACAGUGGUACAUCUGGUUACAUACUUACGAUAAUUCAUUUCGGAGGUCCGUUCUUAACCUGAAACUGUUCCUAACCUGAAGCACCACUUUAGCUAAUGGGGCCUCCCGCUGCCGCCACCGCACGAUUUCUGUUCUCAUCCUGAAGCAAAGUUCUUAACCCGAGGUAAUAUUUCUGGGUUAGCGGAGUCUGUAACCUGAAGCGCAUGUAACCUGAAGCGUAUGUAACCUGAGGUACCACUCUAGUUGUUUAUCUCUUUAACAUCUGAUGAGAGGGCGUUCCACAGGGUGGGUGCCACCACCAAGAAGGCCCUCUUCCUGGUUCCCUGUAGCUUUGCUUCUCGCAGUGAGGGAACUGCCAGAAGCCCCUCAGCGCUGGACCUCAACGUCCGGGCAGAACAAUGGGGGUGGAGACGCUCCUUCAGGUAUACUGGACCGAGGCCGUUUAGGGCUUUAAACAACACUUUGAAUUGUGCUUGGAAACAUACUGGGAGCCAAUGUAGGUCUUUCAGGACCGGUGUUAUGUGGUCUCGGCGGCCGCUCCCAGUCACCAGUCUAGCUGCCGCAUUCUGGAUUAGUUGUGUUGUUCUUGCUUCUAUACACAGUGGAACUUUGGCUGCUGAACGUUUCGGCUUUCGAACGUCGACAACCCAGAAUGCUUCUGUUUUCGAACGUGCCUUGGCUUAUUCAGUUUUUUCCUCCAUUGGUUCACCCCCUAGCUCUUCUGCAUUUUUCGAAGCCUUCUAAUGUUUAGUCGGAAUCUCCUUUCUCGUUGGGUCAUCGCCUCUGGAACAGCGGAAAAGGAGCUUUCUCCUUCUUCUAUGUGACAGCCUUUCACCUAUUUGAAAACGGCUGGCGUAUCCCCUUCACAAUGUACACUGUUCUGGAGAGAGCUGGUGUGUGCAGUGCUGUGCUGGACACUGUGCAAAGACAGGACACUGUGUAAGCCAGCUUCCUAUCUUCUGACGGGAUCAGCCUUGGCCCAGAACCUCACAGAAUCGACCCGGCCGUUUCUCAUCGAAAAGACUUUAAUGUUGAGCUGUUGAAAGUUGUGCCUUGGCAGCUGAUCUUUGGCUGUCUGCAAAGUCCUUCCCAAGGGGACUGGAAACAAGACCUGAUGGUUUUAUUUUUCCCCCCUCUUCACUCCAGGGCCAGCCUGUUUACUCAGGUUAUGGCUGGGGAGAAGCUAAUGAAGGGGUCUUUCUUUUUUUGCUUAUUUUUUGCUUUUUGUUCUCCCCGGCUCAUUGUUCCAGCCUGAUUGACCCUCCUGAUUGCAGGGGUAGAAAUGCAGCCCAUUGACCUUGCUGGAGAAUGUGCCCAGAGGGAAGGAAAAAGACUCCAAGAGCGCUUGGGAGAGAGCAGGGCAAAGGGGGGAAAUGAAUAUGCAGAACCAAUUCAACUUUGCUCCACAAGCCUGGAGAGAGCCUUCCUUCCUCUCCCAAAAUUUCAGCCGCCUGCCAAAGAUAGCCUCCAUCACCCUAGAUUGCAAGACUGAAAACAAACCCCCCUCUCCUUAUAAAACUGUGUCUCACGCCUCUGCUUGCUCGCUUGUCUGCCUGUCUGCCUUCUGCUGCUCCAGCACAGAAUCAUAGCAUUGUUGAGUUGGAAGGGACCACAAGGGUCAUCUAGUCCAACCCCCCGCAACGCAGAAAUCUUUUGCCCAACGUGACCUGCAAAACACCCAUUUCGAAGAACUGCGGUGCUCAGAAACCCCCCUCCAAAGCAUUCUUCUUAAUUAAAAAAACAACACCUAUAAAAUCAGUCAUUAAUUUGCCUUUAUAUCCCAACUUUUCCUCCAAUCAGCUGAAGGUGACACACAUGGUUCUCUCCUUAUUCACCCCAUCCCCACAACAACCUUGUGAGGGAGGCUAGGCAGAUAGGUAGGCUAGACUGCCUGCCCCACAAGCCUCAUGGCGAAGUGGGGAAUUCGAACCCAGGUCUUCCGGGUCCCAGCCUGACACUAUAACGAACCGCUGCACCACACUGGCUCUUGAAUGCAACCAGACGUGGCAAUUCGUAUUAUUUAUUUGUUAGUUCUUCAACUAAGGUCCCAGGAUGGGCUACAGCAAUUUAAUCACAGUACUGAAAACGUUUUAAAACAAGUGGCGCUGUGGUCUAAACCACAGAGCCUAGGGCUUGCUGAUCAGAAGGUCAGCGGUUCAAAUCCCUGCGACGGGGUGAGCUCCCGUUGCUCGGUCCCUGCUCCUGCCAACCUAGCAGUUCAAAAGCACAUCAGAGUGCAAGUAGAUAAAUAGGUACCGCUCCGGCGGGAAGGUAAACGGCGUUUGCGUGUGCUGCUCUGGUUUCGCCAGAAGCAGCUUAGUCAUGCUGGCCGCAUGACCCGGAAGCUGUAUGCCGGCUCCCUCGGCCAGUAAAGCGAGAUGAGCGCACAACCGCAGAGUCGUCUGGGGUACCUUUACCUUUACAGUCACAAAAGGCUCGUAAAAACAUACACCUUGGGCAGGGGUCAGCAAACUUUUUCAGCAGGUGGCCGGUCCACUGUCCCUCAGACCUUGGAGGGGGGGGCGGACUAAUUUUUUUUUGGGGGGGGAAUGAACGAAUUCCUAUGCCCCACAAAUAACCCAGACAUGCCUUUUAAAUAAAAGGACACAUUCUACUCAUGUAAAACAUGCUGAUUCCCGGACUGUCUGCAGGCUGGAUUUAGAAGGUGAUUGGGCCGCAUCCGGCCCCCGGGCCUUAGGUUGCCGACCCAUGACCUUGUGUAUCAAACGCCAGGGUGAACAGGUGUGCAAUGUCAGGUGUGCAAUGAAGGUUCAGGGAUGUCUCUGUGGGGAAGGAGUUCCACAGCUUAGGGGCUGCCCUAGAGAAAACUGUCUCCCGCUGGGCCACCCCACAAGCCUCUGAGGGUAGAGGAACUGCCAACUCUGGCCAUCUCAGCACCCAAGAGCAGGGCUGGCCCAAGAGGGGCGAACCACAAAAUGUUGUGCGCCCCCACAAUGGUGUGAGUGAAGAUCUACAUUGGGAACAAGGGCAGGAGGAAUCGUAGAACUGUAGAAUUGGAAGGGACGCCGAGAGUCCAACCCGUGGCAAGGCAGGAAUCUUUUGCCCAGUGUGGGGUUUGAACCCAUGGCCGCGAGAUUAAGAGUCUCAUGUCUACUGACUGAGCUGGGGGCGGUAGCCAUGGGCAUACGCGGGAUUUAUUUUUGGGGUGGCAGGCUUUAAGUUUGGGCGGCAGAACCGACUUACCUGAGAUGCAAUUGGUCAUUUAGUUAAGGAUUUUUGUUUAUUUACUUGAUUGGGGGGGGGCAGCUGCCCCUCUGCCAACCCCCAGCUAUGCCCAUGGCUGCAGCCCCUCUUUUCCGCCAAGGGGCUGCUGUAGAGGUGACAUGGGGGGCUGCCAAAGAGGCAACAAAACUGGCCUCCUAGGGGCAGACUGCCCCGGGCAAUGAAUUCCUGGCCGUCCCUCUACAUCCUGCCACCUGAGGCCAUCGCCUCGCCUUGCCUCUUGGGUGGGUCGGCCCUGCCUGAGAGGGUCUGCAGGGAAGGAGGCUGGUUUUCAGGUCCUCAGAGCCUGGGUCCCCAACGUGAGCACCUCGAAUUGGGCCCUGAAACGACUUGGCAACCCUCUCCGCUGUUGCAAAACGGGGGUUUUUAUGGCUGAACGGAAGCGGCUCAAUUUUGCCCAGGUUGCCCAGCACCAGGGGGCUUCCAUCCCACCCCGACGGGCAGGGGUCAAGCUUGUGUGUCUGUAUCCGUGCGUCUGCCAUCCCAUGCGGGGAAGAUCUUGAGUCCUGGCAGCCGUUCUGCCCAGGGCGGUGGGAGGCUGCUAUAUAAAUACACAGCGGAGGCAGCUAACGGAAGCAAUAAGUUAAACAACAUGUUUCUGGGGCUGGGAGAGGUGAGGACUGCGGCCGGGAGCCAGUUCUGUCACCCUCUGUCCCCGCCAUGGGGCUGCACGCACCGCUGCAACAAGAAGAGGCAGCACCCAGAGCCGAGGCUGAUGGGGUGCCCCCCAUCCUCAGACACUCCCCGCCCCUCGGCCUGUGGAGCUGUGAGCUUACGGGUGGGGAGCAAACCGUGACCCAUAAGAUGUCCUUGGGGCUCCCAGCUCUCAUCGGGGUCGGUCAAGCAGGCCCAGGUCAUUUAGGACGAUGGAGGUUGUGGUCCAGUGGCUCCCAAAGGUUUUUUUGGGGGGCCCCCCACCCGCUUGGUUCCAUGAACUUGUCCCCCCCCAUUGCCCGCUAUCCUACCCAAUAAAAAAGCAUUAUUUGGAAGAGCAGUUUGCAUGGCCUGCUAAGGAAUACUGUAGCGCACUCAGAUUCAAAACGAGUGGCAACUGCCGUAUUUUUCGCUCCAUAAAAUGCACCUGACUAUAAGACGCACCUGGUUUUUAGAGGAGGAAAACAAGAAAAAAAAUAUUCUGAACGAAACAGUGGAUGUAUGAUUUUUGUGGUUCAUGCUGUGGCCACAGACACGUGAUUUGACGGUGAGUUUGGGGUAGCUCAAUGCAAAAAUCCACGUGGAUCUGUGCUUUGUAACCACGUUUUUGCGCCAUUGCGGCCCCAGGCAACAGUGGGUACGUGGUUUUUUUGGUGCAGGCUGUAGCCAUGGACAUGCUAUGUGAUCUGAUGGUGAAUUUGGGGUGACCCAAUGUAAAAAUCCUGAGGAUCCAUGCGCUUUUACCUCCCCCCUCCCAGGCAGCCUCCGCUAGCCUCCCUUAUUUCUCUUCAGAUCCCACCGAUCAGCUGUUUCCUUUCUACACUCCCUUCCCUCUUGUUUGCCUUAGUGUCUUUUCCUUAGCUGGAGCAGUUUUUUGCUCCUCCUUUUCUUCUAAUUUCUCUGCUCCUUGCUUUAGCCUUCCUGUCUCCUCUCCUUGCAAGUUCGCUGUCUUUACCUCCCCCGCUCCCAGGCAGCCUCCUUUAUUGCUAGAGUCCCUUAUCUCCUUCCCCGAUCGCUUGCCGAUUAGCGGCUUUGUUUCAACACCCACUUCCCUCUUUCCAAAAAAAAGAGCAUGAUCUGUUUUUUGCCCCUGGGCAAUUGGGCUCCAGGGACCACGCAUUUGCUCCACAAGAUGCACAGACAUUUCCCCUUACUUUUUAGGAAGAAAAAAGUGUGUCUUGUAGAGUGAAAAAGACGGUAAUUGCACAUUUAUACAGAGCCCCGUUAAAACUCUUCAGUUGAAUUAAUUUCUGCAAAACAGAUGAACUUGAUCCAGAGCUUUUCAAAGCCUGGCCAUCCUUUGCACCUCCAGUGCCCAUCCUGUCACCGCUUUCCCUCUUGAUAUCCCACCUUUGCCUCCCAAAGGGUGGUUCCUGCCCCCUUUCAACCCCCACUACGACCCUGUGAGGUAGGUUAGGCUGAGAGGGCGACUGGCCACUGGAGCUUCAUGGUUGAGUGGUGAUUCGAACCCUAGUCUCGCAGGUCCUAGUCUGACACUAAUCCAGGGGUCGGCAAGGUUUACCGGCCACGGGCCGGAUCACUCCCACGGAGAUCGUCCGUGGGCCGGACUGGCGCAGCACAAUGCCAGAAAUCGCGUCUGCGCAUGUCCGCGGUGCCAGAAAUCGCUUCUGCGCAUGCCCAGACGCCGAAAAUCAUGCCUGCGCAGAAGCGAUUUUCGGCAUCUGGACAUGCGCAGACAAGAUUUCUGGUAUCUGCUCAUGCGCAGAUGCGAUUUCAGGCGCCGCUCAGCGUGUCGCUGCACCGUGCUGUGCUGGUUUAGCGCAGCAUGCGGGGGACUUGCCGAAUGGGCGACUUGGUUUGGGGGUGGCUCGUGGGCCGGUAAAACGGUUUUCGUGGGCUGCAUCCGGCCCAUAGGCCGAACGUUGCCAACCCCUGCUCUAACCCAUGGGUAGGCAAACUAAGGCACGGGGGCCGGAUGCGGCCCAAUCAUCUUCUAAAUCUAGCCUACGAACGGUCCGGGAAUCAGCGUGUUUUUACAUGAGUAGAAUGUAUCCUUUUAUCCUUCUGGCGGUUCCCUCAUUGCGAGAAGUGAGGUUACAGGGAACCAGACAGAGGGCCUUCUCGGUAGUGGCGCCCGCCCUGUGGAAUGCCCUCCCUUUAGAUGAGAAGGAAAUAAGCAGCUAUCCUAUCUUUAAAAGACAUCUGAAGGCAGCCCUGUUCAGGGAAGUUUUUAAUAUUUAACACUGUACUGUUUUUAACACUUGUUUGGGAACCGCCCAGAGUGGCUGGGGAAACUCAGCCAGAUGGGCGGGGUAUAAAUAAAUUAUUAUUAUUAUUAUUAUUAUUAUUAUUAUUAUUAUUAUUAUUAUUUUAUAUUUAAAAUGCAUUUCUGGGUUAUUUGUGUGGCAUAGGAAUUGAUUCACUUUUCCCCCUUCAAAAUAUAGUCCGGCCCACCACAUGGUCUGAGGAACGCUGGACCGGCCCCCUGCUGGAAAAGUUUGCUGACCCCUGCUCUAACCACUAAACUGUGCUGGCUCUCCAUCCAUCUAGUCAAGUUCCCUACAGGGUCUCAUGCUAUGUGAGAUUCUUUGAAGUGGAGUUGAGAGGGGUUGACUCUACACGCAAAGCACCUACUCUGUCACUGUGCUGUGGUGUCUCCCAUCAUCCGCCAAGGAUGGGUCGCUGGUGGGGUGUACAGGGUCUUAUUUAUUUAUCUGUUUAUUUGUUUGUUUAUUACACCACCCUUCAUUAGACCACCGUUCAGUCUCAGGGUGGUUCACAACAUUAAAAUAAAAGAUUAAGAAAACCACACAAAAUACAUAAAAAAGAACAAAAAUGUAAGCUCCCCACUCACUCCCACAACACAUUUAAAAGGGUAUCACAUGCCAAUCAGUCAAAGGCCUGGUUGAAGAGGAAUGUUUUUGCCUGGCACCUAAAGGUGUAUAAUGAAGGCACCAGGCAAACUUCCCUGGGGAGAGCAUUCCACAGAUGGGGAGCCACCGCAGAAAAGGCCCCGUUCUUGUGUUGCUACCCUCUGGACCCCACGUGGAGAAGACACACAAAGAAGGGCCUCAGGAGAUGAUUUCAGGGUCCGGGUAGAUUUAUAUGGAAAGAGGCGGUCCUUGAGGUAUUGCGGUCCUGAGCCGUUUAAGGCUUUAUAGAUCAAAACCAGCACUUUGAAUUGGGCCCGGAAACUAAUUGGUAGCCCGUGCAACACCGUCUUGCCCCGGUGAGCAACCUAGCUGCCAAAUUCUGCCCCAGCUGGAGUUUCCAAACUGCCUUAAGAGGCGGCCUCACGUAUAACAUGAUGCAGGAUGUCUCAGGUCGCGACCCAUGCGUCUUGUGACAUUGUUUCUCGCACCAGAGAUUAAACACAAGACAAAAGGCAUCGGGGUUUACAAGCCAGGAAGCGCAGAUUCCAAGCAAGCCUGAUCACCUUUUAAAUAUUAGCCCCUGGCUAAUGCAGGAAUGUGGGUUAGGAAGGGGACAGGAGCUGGGAAAUGAUGGAAAACCUUGUGACUUGGAACAUGGAACAAGGGUGCAUUGUCUGUGUGCAGAGUCAACAUGGGAUCACCAGAGAUAAUAGCAUUAGUGACGGCAACCCCAAAAUCCAGCCGUCGUUUCAGUCUGUGUGUGGGCAGACAUUAUCUCCUUGCAAGGUCACACCCAGAGUUUUUGUGAAGUGUCGUCAGACGCAUAGCCAGACCAGAUCACUUCCCAGGUUGCUCCAAGACCCUUUUUGGUCUGAGGUUGGGGGCAUCGUGCAGCUGUCUGAAACCAAAACCCUUCACCUAUUGCGCUGGUCCCCAAAGGUUUUCAUUAGACCACCGUUCCAUUGGUUCCACGAAGUCGUUCCCAGUGCCCCUGACUCGGCCCUAUAAAAAGCAUCCUAGCACUUUGCACCGUCCACUAAGGAAGAUAAUAACAUAAUAAAACGCAAAACAGCCAACAAUGAAUUGCACAUCUAUUCAAAAUAAAAGGAAAGCUUGUUGUUUAGUCGUUUAGUCGUGUCCGACUCUUCGUGACCCCCUGGACCAGAGCACGCCAGGCACUCCUAUCUUCCACUGCCUCCUGCACUUUGGUCAAACUUAUGCUGGUAGCUUUGAGAACACUAUCCAACCAUCUCUUCCUCUGUUGUCCUCUUCUCCUUGUGCCCUCCAUCUUUCCCAACAUCAGGGUCUUUUCCAGGGAGUCUUCUCUUCUCAUGAGGUGGCCAAAGUCUUGGAGCCUCAGCUUCAUGAUCUGUCCUUCCAGUGAGCACUCAGGGCUGAUUUCCUUCAGAAUGGAGAGGUUUUACCUUCUCGCAGUCCACGGGACUCUCAAGAGUCUCCUCCAGCACCAGAAUUCAAAAGCAUCCAUUCUUCGGGGAUUAGCCUUCUUUAUGGUCCAGCUCUCACUUCCAUACAUCACUACUGGGAAAACCAGAGCUUUAACUUGUUGGCAAGGUGAUGUCUCUGCUUUUUAAGAUGCUGUCUAGGUUUGUCAUUGCUUUUCUCCCAAGAAGCAGGCGUCUUUUAAUUUCGUGACUGCUGUCACCAUCUGCAGUGCCAAAGGAAAACUAGUUAAAUUAAUUUGCCCAAAUUGUUGAACUUGAUCCAGAGAUACCAGCUUUUCAAAGUCUGAUAGUCAUUACCCCUGUCAGUGCCCCCCUGAUGUCCACUUGACCCUUAUCACGCCGCCUAGUUAAUCCUGCUGCCCCCCAAGAGGGAAAUACCACCUGCUUUGAGAACCACUGACCUAUUCAAACCAUAGCUUGGGCAGGACACAGAGCACCAGUGGGCUGGCAGAGGGUGAAGGUUAAUGCCACCUUUCUUGCCCUCUUCCUUGCAUCCCAGAGGGGCACCCCUUGAGCAUGCCAACUACGAGGCUCCAGGCUCAUCACCCUGGUGAUCCUUGGCAGGCAGAGAGGUGAGGGCCAGUGCGGUACAAUGGUUAGUGUCAGACCAGGAAGUGGGAGACCAGGGUUCAAAUCUCCACGCAGCCAUGGGACCUUGGGGAGCCAGCCACUGCCUCUCAUCCUACCCUACCUUGCAAGGUUGUUGUGGCAGCUAAAUGAGCAAGGGGAGAACCAUGUGCAGACCACCUUGAAGGAAAAGGUGGGAUAUAAAUGCAAUAUACAACAAACAAACCUCCAGUCUGUUACAUACACCCCUGGACACACUUAGUUUUUGGUUUUUUGAAAUCGUUUUUAUUUGAUUUUACAAAUAUAAAUUUGUAAUGCAUAUCCAUAUACAGUGGAACCUCGGUUUUCGAGUGUCUCGGAAGCCGAACAUUUCAGAAUCUGAAUGCCGGAAGUAAUUGCUUCCGUUUUCGAACGCGCCUCGGAAGUUGAAUAGCUUCUGCGGUGUGUUUUUCCAUUUUCACCACUGAAAUUGCUGGCAGCCCUUUGUGCCGAGGUAUAGAGAUUACUCUGAAUCUUGAGACUUCCAUGGGUCAACAUUUACAACUGCAUAAUAUUCCAUAUUCUAUGUUUUAAAUCAAUCCGUAUUAUCCAUAGUAUUUGUUACAUUAGUGGAAGCGAAAGCCUUGAAAAAGGUCAAUAUGGAGGUCAAAUGGCCGAAAUAUUGGGAAAUUUUGGAACAAGACGGAGAUAGACUGAAAUUGCAGAGUUUUGAAAAACUAAAAAACAAAGUGCGAGACUGGCUUCAUUAUUAUCAAAUAAUGGAGGUAUUUAAAUUGGACAGGAAAAUUGGCUUCCAGGUGGAAAGAUCCAAAUUAGAAACAGAAUUGUUAGAACCCAAUACUAAGAAUUUGUCAAGAAUGUAUAACCUGCUGCUGAAAUGGAAUACUCAAGAUGAAACGGUAAAAUCGGCUAUGAUUAAAUGGGCACAGGACGUUGGUCAUAACAUUAUGUUUGCUGACUGGGAACAGUUAUGAACCACAGGUAUGAAAUUUACGGCAUGUAAUGCCUUAAGAGAGAAUAUUAUGAAAAUGAUAUACAGGUGGUACAUAACCCCAGUCAAGCUUGCGAAAAUCUAUCACUUGCCCGAUAACAAAUGUUGGAAAUGUAAAGAAAUUGAAGGUACAUUUUUCACCUUUGGUGGACGUGCCCAAAGAUUAAGGCUUUCUGGGAAAUGAUAUAUAAUGAAUUAAAAAGGUAUUUAAGUAUACCUUCCCCAAGAAACCAGAGGCCUUUCUCCUGGGCAUAGUAGGCCAAAUGGUGUUAAAAAGGAUAGAACUUUCUUUAUGUAUGCAACAACAGCAGCAAGAAUACUCAUCGCAAAGUAUUGGAAGACACAAGAACUUCCCACGCUGGAGGAAUGGCAGAUGAAACUUAUGGACUAUAUGGAAUUGGCGGAAAUGACUGGUAGAAUCCGUGACCAGGGAGAAGAGUCGAUGGAGGAAGACUGGAAGAAAUUCAAAGACUUUCUUCAGAAACACUGCAAAAUUAAGGAAUGUUAGAGUGAUGUUGGAUGAAAACAAGUGGUUUCCAGCUGUACAGGUUAAAGUUAAGGAUAGAUUAAGAUUAAAGAUCAAGAUUAAAGAUGUUUAAAGAAAUGGAAAUUUGAUAAUAAAAGGGAAAAAUUUAAAGCUAUAUGACAUUAAGAUCAAGGAUUAGGUUUAAAAAAGUUGAAGUUAUAUAUCUUAACGUUUUAUUAAAUUAAAGAUUGAGAUUAAAAAGUGGAAAAGAAACUGCUGGACAAAUAAUGUGGAUUGGAAUACAAAAGAGGGAGGUAUGAGGAAGUCCAGAAAAUAAGUAAUUUAAAAUUGGAAAUGGAAAAGAGAGUUUGUUUUUAAUUGUUAUGUUUUGUGUUUUUAUUGUUAAGUUAGGUAUUGCUUUUUGUGUGUGUUGUUUUUCUUUUUUGUUUGUUUAAAACCUUAAUAAAAAAAAUUAUUUGUUACAUUAGAAGUGGGUUUCAAAUCCUGCUAAUAUUUCCAAAGGACGUUCGCAAACCGGAACACUCACUUCCGGGUUUGCGGCGUCCGGGAGCCAAAACGUUUGACUCGCAAGGCGUUCGGCUUCCAAGGUACGACUAUAUGCCAUAGCUGUCAACUUUCCCUUUUUCUUGCGAGGAAUCCUAUUCGGAAUAAGGGAAUUUCCCUUUAAAAAAGGGAAAGGUUGACAGCUAUGCUGUACACAGGUGGCGCUGUGGGUUAAACCACAGAGCCUAGGGCUUGCCGAUCAGAAGGUCGGCGGUUUGAAUCCCCGCGACGGGGUGAGCUCCCGUUGCUCAGUCCCUGCUCCUGCCAACCUAGCAGUUUGAAAGCACGUCAAAGUGCAAGUAGAUAAAUAGGUACCACUCCAGCAGGAAGGUAAACAGCGUUUCUGUGCGCUGCUCUGGUUCGCCAGAAGCAGCUUAGUUAUGCUGGCCACAUGAUCUGGAAGCUGUACGCCGGCUCCCUUGGCCAGUAAAGCGAGAUGAGCGCCGCAACCCCAGAGUCGUUCGUGACUGGACCUAAUGGUCAGGGGUCCCUUUACCUUUACCUUUUUAUGCUGUACGUUGAAAUGGCUCCUAGACACAAUUUUGGAUCUCUUUUUCCUCCUUGUGCUCCAGUUCUGGAAAUCCUGAACCUGAUCCACAAAAGGGAUCUCCUGGUUGCCGACGAGCACAUCAUCGAACUGGAGGCUGAGUGUGAGCAGGAUGGGCAGCAGAGCACGGAGGGCAGCGAGGUCCGGAAAUCCGGGAGCCGGAAAGCCAAGGAUGUGGCGCUGCUGUAUGAGGCCUUGCAGAAGGAGCUCUGGGCCGUCCUGGCUGAGUCUCUGGCCAGCAAGAGCUCCUGCCCGGCCCUGGAGCUCGUGGUGCGAGUGAUCAAGCAGGAGGAGGACACCGACCGCAAGUGGCUGGCGGCUCAAGGGGACCGGGCAGGCGGUUGCGGACCCCGGCCACGGGCCAUGAAGGAGCAGUGGGCCGAGGCAGUGCGCCAGCUGGUCGGAGAGCGGCUGCGCCAGUGCACCGAGGGCAGGGUCCUCCCCGUGGCCACCCAGAUGGACCGCUUGGCCAAGUGCGCCCUGGAGGACCUGUGCACCGUCAAGUUCCACCUCUUGCACGCCUACCCCAAGGAAUACGAGGCCUUCGGGGUCUACCUGUGCAGCUUCCACCAGGGACUCGCCAGGUGCCUUGCCGAGGCAGUCCAGAAGAAGCUGAGCAUCUCAGACCUCUACUUCGUCCUGGAUUGGAGCAGCAACAUCUACCAGAGGUAAAAAGGCAGGGACGGAUCCGGAGCGGUCUGCAUGCCCUCCAACAUUUUUCUAUAAUAUUAUUAUUAUAUAUAUAAGAGAAUAUAUAAUAUUCUAUAAUAUUAUUAUUCUAUUAUUCUAUAAUAAUAUUAAUAAUAAUGUUAUUAUGUAUACCCUGCCCAUCUGACUGGGUUACCCCAGUGUCUGGGUGGCUUCCAACAUACAGUGGUACCUCAGGUUACAGACGCUUCAGGUUACAGACUCCGCUAACCCAGAAACAGUACCUCAGGUUAAGAAUUUUGCUUCAGGAUGAGAACAGAAAUCGUGCUCUGACGGCGCGGCGGCAGCAGGAGGCCCCAUUAGCUAAAGUGGUACCUCAGGUUAAGAACAGUUUCAGGUUAAGGACGGACCUCUGGAAUGAAUUAAGCACCUAACCCGAGUUACCACUGUAUAUAAAAAUAUAAUUAAACACUGAACUUUUUAAUAAAAAAAAAUCAUCCCUAUACAGUGGUACCUCAGGUUAAGAACUUAAUUCAUUCUGGAGGUCCGUUCUUAACCUGAAACUGUUCUUAACUUGAGGUACCACUUUAGCUAAUGGGGCCUCCUGCUGUCGCUGCACGAUUUCUGUUCUCACCCUGAAGCAAAGUUCUUAAUCCGAGGUACUAUUUCUGGGUUAGCGGAGUCUUUAACCUGAAGCGUCUGUAACCCGAGGUACCACUGUACAGGGCUGCCUUCAAAUGUCUUCUAAAGGUUGUAUAGUUACUUAUCUCCGUGACUUGGGGAUCACAUAACUCCAGACCCUCCAAGUUUCUCCGAUGAAAAUAGGGACGUCCUAGGGAAAAGAGGGGACGCGGGUGGCGCUCUGGAUUAAACCACAGAGCCUAGGGUUUGCCGAUCAGAAGGUCGGCAGUUCGAAUCCCUGCGACGGGGUGAGCUCUCGUUGCUCGGUCCCUGCUCCUGCCAACCUAGCAGUUCGAAAGCACGUCAAAGUGCAAGUAGAUAAAUAGGUACCGUUCCAGUGGGAAGGUAAACGGCGUUUCCGUGCACUGCUCUUGUUCGCCAGGAGCGGCUUAAUAAUAAAUUAUUAUUAUUAUUAUUAUUAUUAUUAUUAUUAUUAUUAUUUGUACCCCACCCAUCUGGCUGGGUUUCCCCAGCCACUCUGGGCAGCUUCCACAAAGACCAAAAAUACACUAAUAUGUCAUACAUUAAAAUCUUCCCUGAACAGGGCUGCCUUCACAUGUCUUCUAAAAGUCUGAUGGCUGUUUAUUUCCUUGACAUCUGGUGGGAGGGCGUUCCACAGGGCGGGCGGGCACCACCACCGAGAAGGCCCUCUGCCUGGUUCCCUGUAACUUCACUUCUCGCAGUGAGGGAACCGCCAGAAGGCCCUCGGCGCUGGAUCUCAGUGUCCAGGCUGAGUGAUGGGGGUGGAGACGCUCCUUCAGGUAUACUGGGCCUUUGAGGCCAUUUAGGGCUUUAAAGGUCAGCGCCAACACUUUGAAUUGUGCUUGGAAAUGUACAUUUUCCUGCACUGGAGGGGGCUGGACUAGAUGAUCCUUAGGGUCCCCUCCACCUCUAGGAUUCUAUUAUUCCCUUGCCCCCUUCCAUUUAUAGGCAUGUUUUACCAAGCACUGAUCCUCACAGAGCCAAAAUGACCCCAUCCACCCAGGCUCUAGGAAGUCAGACGUUUGUUCUGACCGGGUUUUGUUCUUAUUUUUGUUUGUAAUAAACAAGGUAGUUCAGAUAUGUGACUAAUACUUAACACACAGCCUGUCCCUUUGAUGAAACACCCUUGAUUAAGGGCUUUGAACACCAAAGUCAAAGUUAAUCCCGCAGCUGAUUUUGGAGGUUAGAGGUCAGCCCAGGGAUGUAUGAAGUCAUAACAGAGCAACCCCUGAGCAUGUCCAGAGUGACUCCUGCUCACUACAAGCUUUGCUCCAGACGCGUCUGACUCCAGCCAGCCCUGGCUGCGAGGCUGUCACAGUCUUGCCUUUGUGCACAGACAGUAGGGAGGUUGUGAGCGAAAAUUAUUAAUUAUUAUUAAUAUCCCAGCUUCCCUCCAGAUUGGGGAUCAAGGCAGCUUACACAAAUUAAAACAGCUGAGAUAAAAUAUAAGAAGCUAAUAUUGUAUAAAAGACCAUCAUUAAAGAGUCAUUAAACUCUAAUAGAAUUGAAACAAUAUUUGAAAAUAGAUGUAUUUGAAUACAGAUAGUAAAAGCAGCAGAACGCUAUGUAAACGUCCUUUCCUUAAAAAGCAAUCAGAUCCCUAAGGCCUAUCAGAACAAAGUCGUCUUUAGUAGGGCUGGGCGAUAUCUGGUUUUCAGCAUCAUCAUAUAUCACCAGCUAAACAUUGUGAUAUACCGAUAUGCUGUGAAGUCUGAAAUGAGGAUGGAGCUAUGUAGAGGCAUUGGCUGGCUUCAUGGUUUUCCCCACAUUGCAAUUGUUGCACACACACACACACACACACACACCAUGAUUUUCAAUAUAUCGCCAGAACAAAAAUUAUGAAACCGUUAUCAGAAUUCGCCAGCUAGACUGGUGACUGGGAGCAGCUGCCGAGACCACAUAACACCGGUCCUGAAAGACCUACAUUGGCUCCCAGUAUGUUUCCGAGCACAAUUCAAAGUGUUGGUGCUGACCUUUAAAGCCCUAAACGGCCUCAGCCCAGUAUACCUGAAGGAGUGUCUCCACCCCCAUCGUUCUGCCUGGACACUGAGGUCCAGCUCCGAGGGCCUUCUGCCGGUUCCCUCAUUGCGAGAAGCAAAGCUACAGGGAACCAGGCAGAGGGCCUUCUCGGUGGUGGCUCCCGCCCUGUGGAACGCUCUCCCAUCAAAUGUCAAAGAGAAGAACAACUACCAGACUUUUAGAAGACAUCUGAAGGCAGCCCUGUUUACGGAAGCUUUUAAUGUUUGAUGCAUUACUGUACAGUGAUACCUCGGGUUACAUACGCUUUAGGUUACAGACUUCGCUAACCCAGAAACAGUACCUGGGGUUAAGAACUUUGCUUCAGGAUGAGAACAGAAAUCGUGCUCCAGCGGUGCGGCGGCAGCGGGAGGCCCCAUUAGCUAAAGUGGUGUUUCAGGUUAAGAACAGUUUCAGGUUAAGAACGGACCUCCAGAAUGAAUUAAGUUCUUAACCAGAGGUACCACUGUAUUUUAAUAUUUUGUUGGAAGCCGCCCAGAGUGGCUGGGAAAGCCCAGCCAGAUGGGCGGGGUAUAAAUAAUAAAGUAUUAUUAUUAUUAUUAUUAUUAUUAUUAUUAUUAUUAUUACCACCACAAUAUUGACUUCAAACUGGAUGAUAUAUCAAUAUAUCUUCACCUGCCAGUGGAAGCACAACAAGGAGGAGUCCAAUCUGGCUUCACUAAUAAGGGAGUUCCAAAAUUGUCUGGCAGGAGCCACCACCGACAAAGCCCUCUCCUGCUGCCCCAUAAAGCGUCCAUGUGAGGGCAUUUUUUUGGUCGGUGUGUGCGAUGUACUUUGCAUCCCUCUGGAAGACAUCCUGCUUCUCACUCCCGCUCUCUUUCUCUCCGCCGCACAGAGAAGUUCUUGGCCGAGCAGAAAUCUCCUCCCUGGUCAAGAGCCAGGAGCUGGGCCCGCUGCUGUCCCCCGAGACCCAACUGAGCCUGGAAGAGGACCUCAUUGCUGCUGUGAAGGUAAACGGUGAAUCGCAAAAGGGUGAUGGGGAAGCAGCUUUCCGUUGCGGCUGCGCUGGGCCCGGGGGUAACCCGUGAAACGUGGUCCAGGACUGGUCCAGAAUCCGAAGGUUCUGCUGGGAGUCAGUCCCACAGGGCCAAGGCAGGAAACCAGGCAAGGACAGGUGCAGGAUCUAGUAUACAGCAAUGUUGCUCCCACAACCUGGGGUGGGGUCCGACAGCCUUUCAUCUUUGUCGGUCCUGAUCCCCCAGCGACUCACCUCCCUGUCUCGCCCAAAGGCAAGCACUCCUCCUGUGAGUACUCAGGUCUCUCCUCCUCUCAGACCUCAGUCUCUGCAGCUCGGGAGACGUCGGUGGGUUACUAGACCCAGAGGCCGCCUCAGCCUCCCCUGACCCAACCGGUAGUGGAGCAGCUGUAAGUGAUGGCCCAGCUGGAGGCAACGAGGUCAUCCACACAUCUGGAGCCAGGGUGGGCUCAGGCCCCGGACUCGGCCCAGCUGGUGCUUGUUGCAGGGGAACCUGUGCCGACUGGGACUCUUCAGGAUCAGGCCCCAGACUUGGUUCAGAUGAUGCCUGAGGCAAAGGAUCCGGUGCAGACUGGGACUCCUCUGGUUCUGAGUCCGAGUCCGAGUCCCAGGCCAUCACGGCGGCUAAUGAGGACGUAAGAAGUCCUUUCCGCAGGAGGCGAGGGCGGCCACCAAGCUAAAUGGGUUUAAAAGAGGGAUUGGGCAAAUUCAUGGCAGAGAGGGCCAGUUGGAGACAUCAAUGCUUUUGAAUGUCAGGGUCUGGGAGCCAGAGGAGGGGAGACGGGCCUUGCUUGCAGAUUUCCCAUAAUGGGCAUCUGGUUGGCCACUGUGAGAACAGGAUGCUGGACCAGAAGGACCACAGGCCUCAUCCUGCAGGGCUCUUUUUAGGUUCUUAGGGUGGCAGGCAUGUAGACAAGCCGCUGAUUUUGCCCGUUCUCUCCCUGUUGUGCACCUUUCCUUGCUUGUUCGUAGGCGAAGAUCACCGAGGACAUGAGCCAAGAGCUUCAGAAGGAGGAAGAGAGGUGGGCGCAAGACGACGCAGGCGACGGCUUCCAGUUCGGCCUGUCUGGCAAAGUCAUACUGGUAGGUGGGAGACUUGGCCACCCAAAGGAGCCAGCGGCUUUGCCUGUUGGACUUCUGCCUGCAUGCUUCGCUCUCCCUCUCGCUCUUCCUUCACGUCUGCAUGGAGCUUCAGCCAUUUACACUUACUGGCCACAGUUUGGCAAGGCGGCAAUUUGUUUAUUACGGUCCAUAGGCAGGAUUCUGGAUCUAUCCCAGCCCUGCCCGGAAAUCCCAGGGGUUGACCAGGUGUUCUGUCCCUGAGCCAUGUCUCUUCCUAUGGAAUUUCCCUUAAAAACCCAGACUGGAUUCUCACUCAUUCCUGUGACUUCUGACUUGGGAGAAUCAGAGGCAAACAAACCCAUUUUGGAGAUUCGCUGGUGUUGCCAAGUGUGGUGCCAGCUAGCCAAUUCCUCACCCUUCCAGUCUCACCCCCUGGAACAAUGAACCGUCAAGUGCUUGGAGCUAGCCGCCCCGUUCCCUUGUGAUACUGAGUUCCUGGGUUUGCAUACAUGCAGGUGUUUUUGCCAGUGUGCAUUCUCAAUGUCACCAGGAGAGAAGGGCUGGACCACCUAGAAUCAUAGGAUCAAAGAGUUGUAAGGGACCUCAAGGAUCACUUAGUGAGCCCACUGUGGGAUGUGAAACACAAGAGCAGUCAAGUACAACAUCCCUAGAGUGGACAUAAAAGGGGAUCUCUGGACCAGCCAGUCGGAACUUCCUGUUUCUCCUGUCUGGGACAGACUUCCUCUGCAUGUGACUAGAGGUGGCCGUGACCUUACCUGUGCAGGUAACAAAAGCAUAGGACUGGUCAGCCAUCUCUCUCUCUCUGACUACUUUUGUUGAAGAAGCAACAUCUGCUUAGCCAAAGAUGCUUCCAGCCAAGAAAGGACAAAGGGACUGUCUCCUUAUGAGAUAGUUUCCAGGUGUACUUUACUCUUCCAAGCUAAGUCUGCCUUCUGGGAUCCAACUGUGAACAGAAUGUGAGUGAGUAAACCCUUUUAAUACAUUUAUAAAAGACUGUAUUGUGUCUUAUCUUUUUAUGAGGGACUAGGGAGCCAGCGUGGUAUAGUGGUUAAGAGCAGUGGACUCGUAAUCUGGUGAACCGGGUUCGUGUCCCCGCUCCUCCACAUGCAGCUGCUGGGUGACCUUGGGCCAGUCACACUUCUCUGAAGUCUCUCAGCCCCACUCACCUCACAGAGUGUUUGUUGUGGGGGAGGAAGGGAAAGGAGAAUGUUAGCUGCUUUGAGACUCCUUAAAGGUAAAGGUAAAGGUACCCCUGCCCGUACGGGCCAGUCUUGACAGACUCUAGGGUUGUGCGCUCAUCUCACUCUAUAGACCGGGAGCCAGCGCUGUCUGCAGACACUUCCGGGUCACGUGGCCAGCGUGACGAAGCUGCUCUGGUGAGCCAGAGCCGCACACGGAAACACUGUUUACCUUUCCGCUAGUAAGCAGUCCCUAUUUAUCUACUUGCACCCGGGGGUGCUUUCGAACUGCUAGGUUGGCAGGCGCUGGGACCGAGCAACGGGAGCGCACCCCGCCGGGGGGAUUCGAACCGCUGACCAUGCGAUCGGCAAGUCCUAGGCGCUGAGGUUUUACCCACAGCGCCACCCGCGUCCCAAACUCCUUAGGGUAGUGAUAAAGCGGGAUAUCAAAUUCAAACUCUUCUAAAUGGGGAAUUACCUUUAAAAUUUAUUUAGAGGCUUUAGUGAGCCUGAGCAAACACAUCCGCUGUGCAAACUUUAAAAGGGGGAAUGUUACUCUGCUAAAUUGUAUAAUAAAACAAUAUAGCUUCUCCUGCAUCCCUGAACGUUCCCACACCCACUGCAAUGCAGGAAUCACAGCUGAAGAGUCCCUGGCGGGUGACCACCCAACCUCUGCUUAAGAACCUCCAAACCUUUUGAAGUGAUCCGUUCCACUGUCAAAUGGCUUUUACCACCAGAAAGUUCUUCAUGACAUUUAGUUGGCACCUCCAUUUGAAUCCACUGGUUCAGGUCCUGCCCACUGGAUUAGCAGAAUCCGACCCUGCACAGCCCUUCAGAUGUUUGAAGGCCAUCUACUCUUCUCCAUGUUGAACAUACCCAGCUCCCAAGGCUUGGCUUCCAGUCCCUUGAUCUUGUUGGUUGCCCUCUUCUGCACACCUUUCAGCUUGUUCGUACCCUUCUUAAACCGGGAACUGGGCACAGGACUCCAGUACUUCCUCUUAUGAAAGACUUCAUCCCUGCCUACUCUUGCCUGUUCCUUCCCUGCUUCAUCUUUGCUGAGAUGUUCCCUCUCCUGGGACUGAAGAGUGGCUGGCUGGGAGUCCUUUGCGGCUGGGCAGGGUGCAUAGCUGUCAACUUUCAGAUUUGAAAAGAAGGGAUCAGCAGCCUCACCUGCCCCGGGGACAGUCUACGGGAUAUUUUAACAAUCUGGGAUAGACUUCCGGUUGGCUGCACAAUUAAUGGCGGACGGGAGCUCUUUCGGAUGAAAGAGCCCCAGCGCCUUGAAGUUCGGGGUGACCGCGAGAGCGUCGCAGAACCCCCAAAAAACCUCAGAUCGAGCGUUCUGAGGACCUGGUGUUCUGGCAGGUACCCUUUGCGAUAUAUACGAUAUAUACGGGAUAUCUAGCAAUCCGGGAUAGCAGCGGGAAACAGCACUGGAAUAAGGGAAUAUCCCGCAAAAAAGGGAAUGUUGACAGCUAUGGCAGCGUGGCUCUCCAAAGGCACCCAUCUCUUGAUUUUCUCACAGGCCUUUUCUCCCUCUCUACAGGUGCUGAAGGCUCACGUAGACAAAGCGCCCCAGAUCACAGAAGAUUUUGGAAGGAGGAUGGCACAUUGCUGCCUGAGCUGCUUGGCAGACUUCCUGCAGAGGUAGUUCCCUUCUGAAAGACGGGCGAGGGCGACACCGGGAAAAGAAAACCAAGCUCUUCUUUUCACUGCGGGUUCGGUGGGGAAGCAGCGCGUGGUCUAGAGCAUUGAUAGAAGCCUUGCUUUUAAUAAUUAAUAAUAAUAAUAAUAAUAAUAAUUUAUUUAUAUCCUGCCCUCCCCAGCCGAAACCAGGCUCAGAGCAGCUAACAACAAUAAAAGUAACACAGCAUUCUAAAAUCAAUUCAUUUUAAAAUCAAUUCAAAAUCAAACUAAAUUAAUGGCAACCAUUGGGCUAGAGUUCUGUGAGGAUUACCAAAGGAGGGGGUCAGACUGUGCCUUGGCCAAAGGCCUGGUGGAAUUUUAAAUUAUAUAUAUAUUAUAAUAUAAUAUAUAUAUUUUAAUUUGAACUGCCGACCUUCUGAUCGGCAAGCCCUAGGCUCUUUGAAAUGAAUGAACCUGACUCAGGUGCCUUCAUUCCAAUGGGUCUUAGUUGUUGUUGUUGUUCUUAACUCCCUGCCCCUCACUGUAAGGUUCCAGAGCAGGCUGCAACGUUAAAACACAAUAUGGGGCUUCGCUGCAGCUGACGACAGAGCAGAGGCUUAGCAUGCAAGAUCCAGCCCUCCCGUCUCAGUCAAAAGGGUCUCAGGUCACAUGGGGCCCUGGAGAGGACAAGACGGACAGAGAAACAGUGUGGGGUAACAGUUAAAAGUGUUGGACUGGGACCUGUGAGACCCGGGUUCGAAUCACCACUCAGCCAUGAAGCUCAGGGGGUGAUAGUCACUGCCUCUUAGCCAAACCUACCUCCCAGGGCUGGGAAUGUGGGAUGUGGGAAUAAAUGGGGAGCAGGGAGAACCAUGCAUGGAGCUCCUUGGAUAGGAAAUAAAUACAGUGGUACCUUGGGUUACAGAUGCUUCAGGUUACAGGUGCUUCAGGUUACAGACUCCGCAAACCCAGAAAUGGUACCUCAGGUUAAGAACUUUGCUUCAGGGUGAGAACAGAAAUCGUGCUCCAGCGGCGCAGUGGCAGCAGGAGGCCCCAUUAGCUAAAGUGGUACCUCAGGUUAAGAACAGUUUCAGGUUAAGAACGGACCUCCGGAACGAAUUAAGUUCUUGACCCGAGGUACCACUGUAAACAACAUUACAGUACUGCAAUGCAGUAUUAAACACAAUAUUCAGAUGCAAUUCGGUAUAUCGUCAAAUAUACUGCAUGCUUCUAGAGAUCCAGGGGGAGGGAGCUGAACCCCAAAUAAUAGCCCUUCUAUCCUGCCCUUCCUCCAACGGAACAUAACCCGGUCCUUCCCUCUCUCUUUUUUCAUUGCAACAAUCCUGCGAGGUAGGCCAGUCUGAGACUUGCAGUCUGCGCCACUUGCAAGGCAGUGGGUGUCCUGCAGAAGGCAGCAAUGGCGGCGGCAAAGCAUGUUGUGGCACAGGGCCGAGGAAUAAGCUGCGCAGGCGAGGGUUGCAAAAAAAACCCCUUGUUUUCCCGCCGGCCUGGGGAGGAGGGAAUCGUCCCAAGGAAACCAAAGCCUGCCCUGAACUGCUCUCGCCGCAACCGCUUUCCGUGUGGGUGGCACGUAGGAGGCAGCCGGGGUGGAGUAGCGGGUUUAGGAACACCCACCGGACGGUGGCAGCCGAAUGGCAUGCCGUUUCCAUUUCAAACUGGCCACCGAGGACCAGGGUCAUCCCGGGGUAUAAAUAGCCGCUCCGUAAGGAAAUGCCAGCAAGAUGGAGCCAGAGGACAAAGCCCCCCCCCCGCCCCCGGUGGAGUCAGCCAGGGAUGGAAAUCCAAAGCUAUUCUUAGCAGGUCUGCUUCCUGGUGCGCCUGUUUCAGAAAGCUGGGUGUGUGUCGUUGUUUGUCUGAAUGGGAUGUUCGUGUCCUCUGGGGACCCGAAAACCCAAGGAAGACCAGAGGUUCACCGUGGGGCUGCUACCCCGGUUAACAGUGGGAUGAUGGGGGCUUGGAAGAGCCACCUACUGGUUUUAGCAGCGUCCAGUGAGCUUCCUGGCCUUGGCGGGAUUUGAACCCCGAUCUCCCAGGUCCAACCAUGACAGAUGGUUGUGGGAAGAUGCCGUGAGGCACGGCGGGUGCUUUUGAGCAGGACUUCUUUGCACCACCUGAAUUUCACUCUGCCUUUUCUCUCCCUCUUUGCGCCCCCCCCCCCCCAGUUUUCAGAGGAAGGUCGAAAGGUUCCACGAGGGGCAGAUUGAGACCCCCCUCACUGCCGACGCCUUAAUGGACCGGACCAUCAUGCUCAUCAAUCACUGCCCACCUUUUAGGUAAGAGACGGACUCUCAUUCUUUUUCCUUUCUCCUCCUGUGAUGAGGCUGCAUUUUAAUAUUUUAAUAUUUCAAUAUUUUAAUGUUGUAUUUUAAUCUUGUUUUUAAGUUGUAUUCAUUCAACUUGUUUUUAUUAUUGCUUGUUAGCCGCCCUGAGCCCGGCCUUGGCUGGGGAGGGCGGGGUAUAAAUAAAAAUUAUUAUUAUUCCCCCUUUAAGCCUCGAGUGCCAGGGGAAAACCAGAGAAGCUGAAAGUUCAACCCCUUCUCCUCUGGCCCCCACAAUCGCUGCAAAUUCUCCUGUCCCCCCACAACCAUGUCCUAACCUGUUGUGUAUCGGCCUGAACUUGGACCCUCUCCGCUUGCACAACGACAUUGAAAAGCUCACCCCCACUUUCACUUCACCCCUAUUUGGGUUGUAUUGGGUACUCAUUUGUUUUUACGGGACCGCCUCUCCUGGUCUGCCCCGCAGAGGACCUUAAGGUCCAUGAAUAAUCAUAGUUUAGAGGUCCCGGGCCCUAAGGAAGUCAGACUAUCCUCCACCAGGGACAGGGCCUUCUCAGUGACGGCUCCGACCUGCUGGAAUGCUCUGUCCCAGGAGACCAGGGCCCUGCAGGAUUUAACUUCCUUCCGCCAGGCCUGUAAGACAGAGCUAUUCCACCUGGCUUUCAACUUGAACUUAGCCUGAUCUUUUAUUCCCCUUCCUUCCCUCCCCCUUUUAUGAAGAUUACCCGCUCUGGGAUCCCACAGCUAAUUUUUCCCUUGGUCUCCUCGCUGGCCCAAAUAGGACUAAUUUAGCCAGCUAGCCCUGGUGAUCAUCUAAUGUUUAUUGGAUGGAUUUCCCCCCAAAUUGAUUUUUGAAUUCUGAAUUUAUUGUUAUUCACGUUUUAUACUGUAUUUUAUGCUGUUUUUUGUUGCAUCGAUUAAGUGUUUGAAAUUUGUUGUUAGCCGCCCUGAGCCCGGUUUUUGAACUGGGAAGGGCGGGGCAUAAAUAAUAAUUAUUAUUAUUAUUUUCUCGGAUCUGAGAGCUUUGCUCCUUUUGCGGCAAUCCAAUCCUACCCACUGAAUUGAAGCUUGGUCAAGCAAAAUCUCUCUCUGGAUUUUCCACACGCUUCUCCGCCUGUGCCUCCUCUCCAUGGCGAGAAUGUACCGUAUUUUUCGCUUCAUAAGACACACUUUUUUCCUCCUAAAAAGUAAGGGGAAAUGUCUGUGCGUCUUAUGGAGCGAAUGUGUGGUCCCUGGAGCUGAAUUGUCCAGGGGCAAAAAGCAGAUCAUGGCUUUUUUUUUUGAAAGAGGGAAGUGAGUGUUGAAACAAAGCCGCUAAUCGUUUGCCGAUCAGGGAGAGAGAUAAGGGACUCUAGAGAUAAAGGAGGCUUCCUGGGAGGGGGGGCGAUAAAGACAGCAAACUUGCAAGGAGAGGAGACAGGAAGACUAAAGCAAUGAGGAGAGAAAUUAGAAGAAAAGAGGAGCAAAAAACUGUUCCAGCUAAGGAAAAGACACUAAGAGGGAAGGGAGUGUUGAAAGGAACCAGCUGAUCAGUGGGAUCGGAAGAGAGAUAAGGGUCACCCCAAAUUCACCAUCAGAUCACAUAGCAUGUCCAUGGCUAUAGCCUGCACCAAAAAAAUCACGCACCCACUGUUCCGUGGGGCCGCAAUGGUGCAAAAACAUGGUUACAAAGCACGGAUCCACAUGGAUUCUCAGGAUUUUUGCAUUGGGCUACCCCAAACUCACCGUCAAAUCACAUGUCUGUGGCCACAGCAUGAACCACAAAAAUCACACAUCCACUGUUUCGUUCAGAAUAUUUUUUUUCUUGUUUUCCUCCUCUAAAAACUAGGUGCGUCUUAUGGUCAGGUGCGUCUUAUGGAGCGAAAAAUACGGUAGGCCCUGUGUUCUGCCCCGCUGACCAGAAUCUCUCCCGCAGGGAUUACGUGGAGCGAUUGGCGAGGUUCGGCCACCCUGAGAGCGAGGCAGUGAGGUGCCAGGCCAACGCCUCCCUUGACAGAGUGACUCGACUGUGCAACAGGGUCUUGGCUGACCACCUCUUUCAAAACCUCAAGGUAUUGAUUUUGGAGAAGACGUCCCCAGAGGGAUGUUAGUGGGAGCAGACUGAGGGAGGGAGAAAUCGAUCUAACAUGAUCUCAUCCAACAUGAUCUCGGAGUGGGUGAGGAAUACCGGGGAGAAACUAACACAUGGUUAAUCUGUGGAACUCACUGCUGCAGGAAGCUGUGAUUUGCCCCACUGAAGACGGCUUUAUUUAUUUAUUUAUUUUUAAUUUUUUAUUAGUUUUUUAACAUAUCAUUUUCAACAAUAAUUCAACAUACUUUUAUAUCUUAUACAGUUUUUUUUUACUUCCAUCAAUCACAUCUGAAAAUUUUUCCAAUCUAUUCACUUAAGUUACAUUUCUUGCUUUCACUCUUGCAUUUAAACUCAUAACUAAUAUCUCUAGUCUUUCUCUACUUUGUAACACUUCAUAUAUUUCUCCUUACAAAACUUCUUGUAGUCCUGCUAGCGUAAUUUGUUGAUUACAGCUGCUCUUCAAAUAGUUCGUAUAUUUCUUCCAAUCUUCUGUAAAUCUCUGGUCUCACAGGUUUCAAAUCCUUCCUGGCAUUUUAUCCAAUUCUGCGUAGCCCAUUAAUUUUAUCUGCCAUUCUUCUUUCGUCAGAAUCUCUUCUUGCUUCCAUUUCUGGGCUAACAAUACUCUUGCCGCUAUUGUUGCAUAUAAAAACAAUUUAACAUCUUGCCUGUUAAUAUCCUCACCUAUAAUACCAAGUAAAAAUGCUUCUGGUUUUUUUGAAAAAUGUAUAUUUCAACAUCUUUUUCACCUCAUUAUAUAUCAUUUCCCAUGAGUUUUUGACUUUCUUACAUUCCCACCACAUAUGGUAAAACGUUCCUUCUUUUUCUUUACAUUUCCAACAUUUGUUAUUUGUCUUAUGCAUUCUAGCUAAUUUUACGGGUGUAAUAUACCAUCUAUACAUCAUUUUCAUAAUGUUCUCUUUCAAGGCAUUAAAAGGUAAAGGGUAAAGGGACCUCUGACUGUUAGGUCCAGUCGUGGCCGACUCUGGGGUUGCGGCGCUCAUCUCGCUUUAUUGGCCGAGGGAGCCGGCGUACAGCUUCCGGGUCAUGUGGCCAGCAUGACUAAGCUGCUUCUGGCGAACCAGAGCAGUGCACGGAAACGCCAUUUACCUUCCCGCCGGAGCGGUACCUAUUUAUCUACUUGCACUGGCGUGCUUUCGAACUGCUAGGUUGGCAAGAGCAGGGACCGAGCAACGGGAACUCACCCCGGCAUGGGAAUUCGAACCGCCGACCUUCUGAUCGGCAAAUCCUAGUCUCUGUGGUUUAACCCACAGCACCACCCACGUUCAAGGCAUUACAAGCUGUUAAUUUUAUUCUUUCUUUCCACAAUCUUUCCCAAUCAUUUCUCAUUCCUCCUUUUUCCCUCCUCUGCCCCAUGCAGCCCCACUUCCAAAAGCUGAUGAAAAGGAAGUGGCUCAGCAACUCGGAGGCCUUCUCCACCAUCAUGGACACCCUGGAAGAACACGCCCGGAAGCUGAGGAAGAUGAAGACGGAGCCGUACCAGGUGAGCGGCCUCCCAGGAAGGCAAAUGGCCCGGCCUCCAAGCCAUUGCUGCUGUGAUAAGAAUUUUAAGGUCUUAGAUAUAUAAUAAAUGUUCAUACGUGUACCAACCAAGCAUGUUGGUACAUUUACCAGCACAGAAAGACCAACCUGAAACCAUUUUGAUUCCCAAACUGACCAAAUGUUUGGCUAUUUCUGCAUAUUCCAUUACCUUCUGUCGCCAUUCUUCUACUGUUUGUAUUUGCUGUUGUUUUCAGACCAGUAUUAUCAUCUAUACUUUUCAGAUAUACACAUUUCACUGGUUUCGCAGUCAUUAUGACAUUUCAAAACUGGACUUCCUUCCCCCUCUUUCUGCGGUUCCUUAAAUUUAUUUUUAAUACCUCCUGCAUGUCCAAAUUCACUUAACUUACUGAUGUAUUUAUCUUCUUUAAAUAGAUACUCUUAUGCAGGUUAUUGCAAUUAUCCUCCCAGUGCGUUUAUCUGUUUACAGUUUAUCUGUAAAUGUUCCAUAAACCAUUUCCACUCUUUUAUAAAAAGUUUGUUAUCUUGAUUUCUUAUCCUUCCGGUAAGUUUCGCCAUUUCUGCCUACAGUGGUACCUCUGGUUACAUACUUAAUUCGUUCCGGAGGUCCGUUCUUAACCUGAAACUGUUCUUAACCUGAAGCACCACUUUAGCUAAUGGGGCCUCCCACUGCAGCCGCACAAUUUCUGUUCUCAUCCUGAAGCAAAGUUCUUAACCCGAGGUAUUAUUUCUGGGUUAGCGGAGUCUGUAACCUGAAGCGUAUGUAACCUGAAGCGUAUGUAACCUGAGGCACCACUGUAGGUUUUUGUAUCCAUUCUUCCUCCUUUGCUGGGGCUUCCUUUUCUUUCCAAUUUUUGGGCAAAUACCGUUCUUGCCCCUGUAGCUGCAUACGUGAAUAAGUUUCUGUGCAAUUUAGGCAGCUGCUUCCUUGUCUCUCGCCAGAUGUUCCUGAAGGAUGUGCACCGCCGGGUGCUUAUCGAGUACGUCCGGCCCCUGAUGCGAGUGCGGUUUGUCUGCACAACCUCCAAGAUGAGGACCAAGAUGGCAAACAAGCUGCGGCAAGAAGCCAAGCAGUUGGAGGAGUUCUUCAGCCAGCUGGUGAGGACCGGGGGUGUGGGGUGAGGUGUGGGCCCCCCUGCCACCAAAGCGGGGCUGGCGGUGGGAGAGGGCAGGUGAAGAGGAGGAAAGUAGCGCCCCUGGACCUGCCUCUAGCCCAGGCGUAAAAACCAAUAGAAAAAAGACAGUCAUGGAAUUACGAAAUUGCACAAAACAAAUGAAAUACAGUGGUACCUCGGGUUAAGUACUUAAUUCGUUACGGAGGUCCGUUCUUAACCUGAAACUUUUCUUUUUUUUUUUUUAAAUGAUAUUUAUUAAAAUUUCAGAAAAAAAGAAUUACACAAAAACAAGAAGUAAGAAUACAAGAAAAAUACAAAAUACAAAGUACAGAAUAAAAGAAUAAAAAACACUUAAAGAAGAAAAAAAGAAAAAUAGAUCAAUUUUUCCAUACCUUACAUUCAUAUCUUUGUUUCCCUGACCUCCUCAUACCUCCCUUUUUUGUAUUCCAGUUCAGUUAGUUAAUUCAGCAAUUUCUUUCCCUCUUUAUUUUCUCAUGAUCCUUUAACUUAAUAUACUAUGACUUUAAAUUUUCACCUGUUAUCAAUCCUUUUUUACAUGCACCUUUAUAGCAUUACUGCUUAAACCACCUAACUUCAUUCCAACAUCAUUCUAACAUUCAUUAAUUUUGCAAUAUUUCUGUAAAUAGUCUUUAAAUUUCUUCCAAUCUUCUUCCACCGACUCUUCUCCCUGGUCUCGGAUUCUGUCAGUCAUUUCCACCAAUUCCAUGUAGUCCAUCACCUUCAUCUGCCAUUCUUCCAGAGUAGGUAGGUCUUGUGUCUUCCAAUACUUUGCAAUAAGUAUUCUUGCUGCUGUUGUGGCAUACAUAAAGCAAGUUCUGUCCUUCUUUAACACCAGUUGGCCGACUAUGCCCAGGAGAAAGGCCUCUGGUUUCUUCAAGAAGGUAUAUUUAAAUACCUUUUUCAAUUCAUUAUAAAUCAUCUCCCAGAAAGCCUUAAUCCUUGGGCACGUCCACCGAAGGUGAAAGAAUGUACCUUCAGUUUCCUUACAUUUCCAACAUUUAUUAUCGGGCAAAUGAUAAAAUUUUGCAAGCUUGACUGGGGUCAUGUACCACCUGUAUAUCAUUUUCAUAAUAUUCUCUCUUAAGGCAUUGCAUGCCGUAAACUUCAUACCUGUGGUUCAUAACUGUUCCCAGUCAGCCAUCAUUAUGUUAUGUCCAACAUCUUGUGCCCAUUUAAUCAUAGCAGAUUUCACCGUUUCAUCCUGAGUAUUCCAUUUCAGCAGCAAGUUAUACAUUCUUGACAAAUUCUUAGUUUUGGGUUCUAACAGUUCUGUUUCUAAUUUUGAUUUUUCCACCUGGAAGCCAAUUUUCUUAUCCAAAUUGUAUGCCUCCAUUAUCUGAUAAUAAUGAAUUCGUUUGCUUCUCCUUCAACUCAAUCAUAGACAAUAUUGACCUGUGGUCUUCAAGUUGUUUGUGUAUUGGUGGUAUCUUCUCUUCUACAACAGUUGCUGUAGCAGUUGCUAUUUCCUUUGCCUCUUCAGCUGUCUUUUGUGUCGAGGUAGAUUCCUGUAGUAAUUUCUGAAUAGUUUCUGUGUUGGUAUUUACCUUCUGUCCCAAAUUAUUAAUACUUGUUUACUUAUUCUUUCCAAAGAUUCAUUGAUUUUACCUAGUGCCUGAGCCAAAGCAUCUUCAGCUGCCAUUCCUUUGGGUUUAGGUUGUGCCGAUGAGGCUACUGUUGGUAAUCCAGAAGGGCCAGAUGUCGAUGCUCUUCGCUGCAGCCCACCGUCUGUGCGAAAUAGUCUGCCAGACCUCGUUGUUUUUUCCUGUAACAAAUCUAUCUUCUCCUUUCCAUCUGCCAUAGCCCUCAAGAUAAAACCCAAGGUCAGUCUCACGAUCAGAAUUUGUUUUGAAGUGGAAAAUUCCCCUGGCCCAGCUGCUAUUGUAACAACUUCAAACUUCCUCUAGGGGGACACAGUAGCAGUCAAAAAGUCUUAGAGUAAUUAACCUUUUACCUUUAGCCCCCCAAUUCACAAAAAGGGUGACAGUUUCAAUCUCAAUUGUUUACAGUUACUUUAAAACCAGGAGAAGCCAGCCAGAAAUAUUGUAUCUUACUUGUAUCUCAGAUUCAGAGUUAACUGUCAUAAAGUACUUUCAGCAGCAGCGCAUUUCACAAUACGGCAUUCUAACUGUUCACUGGCAACCCGUUCCCAGGUUUGAGCGGUGGAUUUUAGCUUCUUUUUCUCUCUUUUUGCAGGGAAAUACAGUUCAGACCUUCCCCCCCUCCUCCCCUGCAAUCAAGGGGGGAAAUCAACUUAAUUUGAUGUUAGAAUUAUAAUCCUUUUCCAACGUCUUUCGAGGUUUCCGCUUACAAGUUCAUUGCUUUACUCCAUUUACAAAGAACGGAAGGCAGACUUCCUGUUUAUGCCUCUCCGCUUCGGUACCAAAUUAUUUCUUAGUUCCUUUGUUUCCGAAAUUAGCCUACUCACGGAUCGUUGUUUUGCAACCAAAUUGUCCCAGGAAAAAGGCAGCGCUCUCCAGUAACGGCUGUGCGGCUUCGCUCCACGGAAGAAGCAAUUGACUCACAGCACCGCGCCACUUCCCCGCUCCGCUCCGGAACCCGUAAUCGGGCUCCUUUGCAAGUUGGGGGGGCGCGAAAGGUGCCCGCCGAGUCCCACAGUCACAGGCUUCACCCGCCUGUGAUUUUUGAAGGGUCCCCGCUUCGCCGUAGCGGUGCAGACCCGAUUUCCGCAGAGCAGGUUCCCUCCAAGUCAGAGGGAAUCCGCCAUUACCGAUGGCGCCACCCCGGAAGUCUCGAAACUGUUCUUAACAUGAAGCACCACUUUAGCUAAUGGGGCCUCCCGCUGCCGCCGUGCCACCAUAGCAUGAUUUCUGUUCUCAUCCUGAAGCAAAGUUCUUAACCCGAGGUACUAUUUCUGGGUUAGCGGAGUCUGUAACCUGAAGCGUAUGUAACCUGAAGCUUAUGUAACCCCAGGUACCACUGUACCGUGAAAAUCCCUAAGACGAGAAGUAAUCGACUAGAAAUAUUACCUUGUGGAAAUAAUAAUAAAAAUCAAAAAGCUUAAGGAAAAAAAUAGAGAAACCUAAAAUAGAACAAAGCCUUAACGGGAUGCCGGCUACAAACCUCAUUUCACUGAACUAUUCAGUUUCCCCAGAAAGAAAUAGAAAAUCAUAAACUUUAAAUGACCAAAGUUCAAAAUUGUAGGUUUUUCUGAUUUUUUCCUUAAGCUUUUUGAUUUUUAUUAUUAUUUCCACAAGAUAAUAUUUCUACUCAAUUACUUCUCGUUUCAGGGAUUUUCACGCUAAUUUCAUUUGUUUUGUGAAAUUUCUAGCCCAGGGGUAGGCAACUUAAGGCCCAGGGGCCGGAUGCGGCCCAAUCACAUUCUAAAUCCAGCCCACGGACGGUCUGGGAAUCAGUGUGUUUUUACAUGAGUAGAAUGUGUCCUUUUAUUUAAAAUGCAUCUCUGGGUUAUUUGUGGAGCAUAGGAAUUCGUUCAUUUUUUCCCCUUCAAAAUAUAGUCCAGCCCCCCACCGCCCCCACGGUCUGAGGGACCGUGAACUGGCCCCCUGCUGAGAAAGUUUGCUGACCCCUGCUCUAGCCAUUGCUUUAUUGCUUUUUAUUUUUAGAAGUAGAUCAAACAGAUUGAUACAAUAAAGAGAACAGAAUCACAAAAAAGGAGAAGUAUGUCUGCUAGAUACUUAAAUCCAGUCAGCAGAGACCAUUAAAAGGUAAAGGGACCCUUGACCAUUAGGUCCAGUCGUGGCCGACUCUGGGGUUGCGGCGCUCAUCUAGCUUUACUGGCCGAGGGAGCCGGCAUACAGCUUCUGGGUCAUGUGGCCAGCAUGACUAAGCCGCUUCUGGCGAAGCAGAGCAGCGCAUGGAAACGCCAUUUACCUUCCCACCGGAGCGGUACCUAUUUAUCUACUUGCACUUUGACGUGCUUUCGAACUGCUAGGUUGGCAGGAGCAGGGACUGAGCAACGGGAGCUCACCCCGUCAUUGCGGGGAUUCGAACCGCCGACCUUCUGAUCGGCAAGUCCUAGGCUCUGUGGUUUAACCCACAGCGCCCGACGGGGCCUUAUCUCCCUUGUCUGACCAGUUCAGCAGUGGGAUCCUCCAUUAGAUUUUAACCCUUGCUGGGUCCAGGACCCCAGAGAUUAGCAGGGCAUCCUGCAGACUGACACCCCAUCACCAAAAAUUCACAGCAGUGUGAUAAAACGCCAUAAUUAUAUUAUUAUUUUUUUGGAGGGGGGGUUUCUCUGAACUUUUGGCAACACUUAAUUUCCGAGUUGUUUUUUCACCUACUGCUAAAACGCCUUGCAUUCUUCUACCAAAGCGAAAGUCCUGUUGAAUAGUUGGAUUUCAUCAGGCACCCACACAGGGGUGCCGAAAACCGAGCUUUCUUCCAUGUCCUUUACCUCCAGUCACCCCCAGCACCAGGGCAUUGUUUACCAGAGUUGUUUUUCUUGUUGUUCUAGGAGGAGGAGCCGUGGUAGUAAUUAUAUCCCCUUCUCUGAGAAUCAUUCAAGGCAGCUUGCUGCAAAAAUAGAAGCAGUGUUUUGUUUUGUUUUUUUAAAAAAGGUGCAAUCAAAAACAAAAGCAGUAAAAAUAUCAUGCCCUCAAAGGGCCGUGGCUCAGUUGGCAGAGUCUAUUCCGCAUGCAGGAGGUCCCAGAUAAUAAUAGUAAUAGUAAUAAUAAUAAUAAUAAUAAUAAUAAUAAUAAUAAUAAUAAUUUUAUUUAUAUCCUGCCCUCCCGGGCCAAAGCUGGGCUCAGAGCGGCUAACAACAAGUCAAAAUAGCACAGUGUAUAUAAAAUCACACAGUCAGAUAAUUAAAAUACAUUAUAAAAUCAAUUCAGAAUCAAAUGAAUGGCAACCAUUGGGCUAGAGUUCAAUGAGGAUUACAGAAGGAGGGGGUCAGACAGUGCCUUGGCCAAAGGCCUGGUGGAACAGCUCCGUCUUGCAGGCCCUGCGGAAAGAUGUCAAGUCCCGCAAGGCCCUAGUCUCUUGUGACAGAGCGUUCCACCAGAUCGGGGCCACUGCCGAAAAAGCCCUGGCUCUGGUUGAGGCCAGCCUAACCUCCCUGUGGCCUGGGACCUCCAAGAUGUUUUUGUUUGAAGACCGUAAGGUCCUCCGUGGGACAUACCAGGAGAAGCGGUCCCGUAGGUACGAGGGUCCUAGGCCAUUGUAAUAAAUGUAGGGGUUGCUCGUGCGUAAGUUGGUGCCACUCCUGGCUAGGUUGCCUUGUUAAACCUUUUCUGUCUGGACAGCCCCUGCACUUUGUGGCUGUUCAGUCGCUAGCAGAAUCCGUCAGUGGGCGUUUCUUAAACCUUCUCCAGCAUAAAAGUUGUUUGACUCCAAGUCUCCUCCUACUCUCCCUGCGUGGAAGUCUUCUGCGCAGGGAGGGCGUGGGUAGCGGAGGACCCGUGCUCUCCUCACUGAUCUCCGGUGAGGAGUCCUGGAGCCCCCUCGCCGAUUCCCCCAUCUGCCCCCCUUUAUCCCUCGUGUUACGCUGAUUUCUUUCCCCAGCUGGUGAGCCGCCUCUCCCCCUGCUGGGCCCCUCUCCAGCAUCGCUCGAGAGCCUCGCCUCCGCCUCUGGCUCCGAUGUCAGUUCCCUGACAGCCAUAUAGGGCUUUAAAGGUUAAAACCAGCACCUUGAACCUGAUCCUGUACUCCACCGGGAGCCAGUGCAGCUGGUAUAGCACUGGAUGAAUGUGAUCCCAUGGCAAGGGAUCCCAUCCCCGACAGCAUCACCAGGAACCCUGCCUGAAGCCCUGGCUGCCAGCCCAGACCAUCCUGAGCUAGAUGGACCCAGUGGUCUGACUCAGUAUAAAGCAGAGGUAUUAAGCAGAGGUUGGAUGGCCAUCCGUCAUGGAUGCUUUAGCUGAGAUUCCUGCAUUGCAAGGGGUUGGACUAGAUGACUCUUGGCGCCCCUUCCAAUUCUACAAUUCCAUGGCAGCAGAUUCCUUUGUUCCUGAAACUUAAAACCAGCAGUCCCAAGAGCAACAUUCACAAAGUGUCAUGGCGGUUGUCAGGAGCAGGUCACCAUUAAAUCACAUGGAGCAAGCCAAUUCUUUAUUUAUCCUGGUCGGCUCAGGAGCACAGCAACUCUUCUCGGAAGGUCUUGCCCCUACAAGGCAGUUGUGGAGGCUAAAGAUCCACGCCUUCCCACAGCUCUAAGUCUCCUCCUCCACCUAGUCCUUCCCCAGCAAUCUGAGACUAUGCCAAUGUGCCUGUAUCUGUCCUCUCUCUUCAUACCUCUUUGGGUCCUGGGAGACCAGAGGGGAGGGGAGCCUGUCGCAGCAGGAGGGGGAGACUCCCUGGCUUCUUCCCCAGUCUGCCUUCACUCUGCCUCUUGGACCAUCUCCUCUCCAGCCUCCUCUUCUGCCUCUGAGUCUAGACUGCUCUCCGCCACAGCCUCUUCCCGCUCACCAAACCUUGCUACCCUUUCAGCUUCCAGCAUCUCCUCCCCCUGGUCUGCUCCUCCUUCUCCCUCUGACCACAUCCCACCACCCCUGGCUCUGAGCUUUCUUCCCUAGGGGGUUCCCCCCCCCCAAUCCUCUGCACCCGGCCAGUCAUGACACAAAGGCAACUUGAAAUCAGCCGAAUUUCUGAAAUCCCUUUAAAAUGGUAGAAUGAUUGGCAUUAAAAGCCGGUUGGAAGAAAAACGUUUUCGGUGGUGCUCUACGAACAGCUCUGAAAGUUCUUCCUGGUGUUUAGCUUGAAUCUCCUUUCUUGUAACUGGAAGCCACGGGUUCGAGUCCUGCCCUUGAGAGCACAAUGUGGCAGCCAUCUUUAAAUAUCUGAAAGGUUGUCACAUGGAGCAAGCUUGGGUUGGAAUGGAUGACCCCCGGGUCCCUUCCAGCUAUGAUUCUAUGAAAAAGAUGGAUGGCUGAGGGUGCAAAGAUUAUUAUCUUCUCUUCCUGAAGCUGAGUUACAGGUGCCAACUAAUAUACCCUCGAAAGGUCAGGAAGGACGUGCUAUUGCAGGUGCCAGCACAGAGGAGGCUCAUAGGGGGAUGUUGGGUCAAACAAAAUAAGAUCAAAUCAUUAUUAUCACAGUCCGUGACAUCACAAUGUAAAGCGAAACAAAUUUUGUUGUUGUUGUUUAGUCGUGCCCGCUUCUUCGUGACCCCCUGGACCAGAGCACGCCAGGCACUCCUGUCUUCCACUGCCUCCCGCAGUUUGGUCAAACUCAUGCUGGUAGCUUCGAGAACACUGUCCCACCAUCUCGUCCUCUGUCAUCCCCUUCUCCUUGUGCCCUCCAUCUUUCCCAGCAUCAGGGUCUUUUCCAGGGAGUCUUCUCUUCUCCUGAGGUGGCCAAAGUAUUCAGCCUCAGCUUCAGGAUCUGUCCUUCCAGUGAGCACUCAGGGCUGAUUUCCUUCAGAAUGGAGAGGUUUGAUCUUCUUGCAGUCCAUGGGACUCUCAAGAGUCUCCUCCAGCACCAGAAUUCAAAAGCAUCCAUUCUUCGGCGAUCAGCCUUCUUUAUGGAAACAAAAUUAAAGAAGCAUAAAACACAAUAGGGGAUUCUGGGUGUGGUUUGCCAGCUGCUGAGAGCCAGUGAUGGCUGUGUGGUUAGGACCUGGGAGGGACCUGGGUUCAAAUCCUCCACUCGAGCACGAGGCUCACUGGGUGUGACCCAUAGCAGGGAGUUCCAAAGGUCAGUUCUGAUUUUAUUUUGUUUUUCUCCAAAAAAAAGUCAUUUCCUGGUGUUUGUUUUGCAGAAGCAGUUCAUAAACUCUCCUGUCUCCUUGAGUCGGAAGGGGUUAUCUAUAAUUAACUCCCGUCCCUACUUUAAGGCUGCCGCUGUCCCUUGCUUGACCGUCUCCUGUCUCCCUCCCCUUCCACGCAGGAAUCCACCUCAUCCUGGCUGGACAAGGUUGUUCCACACCUGGCAGAGAUCAUUGAGCUGGAAAACAUCGCUGCCAUCCAACUGCAAGUGGGCUUCCUCGCAAGAGAUUUUCCCGAUGUGCAGUGAGUUCCCGCACUCAUUUUUUGUGGGGGUGGAGAGGCCAAACCUUCCUUAAUUGCAGGGGGGGGGUGUUGUACCCAUCAACAUUUGUAGCAGAACAUUUCCCUGAUCUGAAGGCCAGGAAAAAAACAAAACAGGCAGCAUCUCGUGAGAAUGUAACAUGGACAGCAGAACUUAACAAGAGGUUGUCUGGGUUUGCCGAGUGCAUAGGAAGACAUUGACCCAGGACACGCCGGCUGCAAAAAAAAUAAAUGGUGAAUUGCAUGCCAGGAAUCAUUAGGAAAUGAAUUGAAAAUAUAAGUUCUGAAAUCAUAAAUGCCAUUAAUGCAAAUUACGGUGCAAUGUGUGCUGUUCUAGUUGCCUCCCCCCCAAAAGAGAUACUGUAGAGCUGGAAAAAGGUUCACAAAGGGCCACCAAAAUGAUCGAGGGGAUGGAGAAAGGUUGCAGCCUCUGGGACUUAGAAAAGAGGCGACGUGAUAGAAGCUUAUAAUCAAUCAAUCAGUCAAUCAAUCAAUCAAUCUUUAUUAUGAAGGCGCCCUAAAGACGCUAAAGCAAAGAUUAUGGGAUAAUACACACAGUGACUUGCGAUCUCGAUCAUACACAGUCUGUAGUCUGUUGGCAAUAGGAGUACAAUAUGGGCAUGUCUUUAAGUUAACACCUUACAUUAAAAACCAGUACCAAAUUAUCGAAGGUUAUUCACCAAAGCCAGACUAAACUUCCUUCUGCAGUGUUGGAUGGCAGGUUGAGAGGAGUUCCCUACCAAGACAGACUUUGCUCGUGUGCUCAAGACAUCGAUUCCAUAAAACAUAUUUUGCUGCAUUGUGCAAAAUACGAGCAAGCCAGGGCUGAACUUAUACUACCCUUGCUGGUACCUUUCCCAGGAAAAUCAGAGGCUCACUAUGUCAGGUUCCUAUUGGAAGACCGGACAAACGCUAGGACAUUAGCAGCGGUGAAGUUUUUAUCGGUGGUUGCAACAAGCUUAUAAAAAUGAGAAAGAGAGAACAGAGAAAAGUUUUUCUCCUCCUCUCACAGUUCUAGAACUCGUAGAACAUUCAAGGGAGCUUGGACGCUGGAAGAAUCAGGGCAGAUAAGAGAAAGUCCUUCUCCGUGCAGCGCAGUGUUUAACUGCGGAACUCUCUGCCACAGGAGGCAGGGAUGGCCACUAACUUGGAUGGCUUGAAAAGAGGGAUGGACAAAUUAAUGGAGGAGGAGAGGGCUGUUGAAGGCUACUAGCCAUGAGGCCUUUGCUAAUAAUAAUAAUAAUAAUAAUAAUAAUUUAUUAUUUAUACCCCGCCCAUCUGGCUGAGUUUCCCCAGCCACUCUGGGCGGCUCCCAAUCAAGUGUUAAAAACAGUACAGCGUUAAAUAUUAAAAACUUCCCUAAACAGGGCUGCCUUCAGAUGUCUUUUAAAGAUAGGAUAGCUGCUUAUUUCCUUCACAUCUUAUUUCCUUCACAUUCCUUCACUACCGAGAAGGCCCUCUGUCCGGUUCCCUGUAACCUCACUUCUUGCAAUGAGGGAACCGCCAGAAGGCCCUCGGCGCUGGACCUCAGUGUCCGGGCAGAACGAUGGGGGUGGAGGCGCUCCAUCAGCUUAAUCCUCUGUCUUUGUGAUGCUACUUCAGAACAGUUCCUUUUCUGCAUCCUGAGUGGCAGCAGCUUCUGCGGAGCCACAAGGCUGUUGGCAGGGGCCACCGAGGCCUCACCCAAGUAAUUGCCUGACCUCCUGAUCCCACGCGAACGGGCCCUUGGCCAGCGCCAGGCAGCCUCGCUCCGUGCGAACGAAGCACCUUGCUCAGAGCUCAGUUAUCCAUCAAGGUUGCGAUCUUCCAUCAGGAGAGGAAAAGGCCCAUCAGGUGGGGAUGUGCGCAACCUGAGGCCGUGGCUCCCGGCCAGCCAGGAAGCUUCUCAGGCCCCGAAACAGGACGCUCCAGACCUUGACCUCUUCCCUGCGGAGAACCAAAGCCAGCGGCUCAGGGCCACAGCGGGGUCAGCGGCCGCUCAGCGCCUAUUCCAGGGCCGUGGCUGGAGGUUCUGGCGUGGAUCGGGCAGCCCGGUCGCAUCUUCUGAGGGUGCAAGAAGAGGAGACAAGGGAAGCGUGCUUAGGUGGGACUUCCUAAGAGGAGGAAAAGCAGCUCCCCUGGGGGACCCGGCUGCUCAGGGAGGAUGCCUGUCCUCGCGCCAGUUCUGAGAGGGAGCUAGAUAAAGUUUCUCAGCACUGCGGAAAAGGGUUGGGCUCUGUGGUCGGUUGACCCUGUGGUCGUGUGGCUCUAAUCUACACAGAGGUCCUCUCUCUCUCUCUCUCUCUCUGCCUCUGGCAUCCUCUGCCUCUUUCCUGAACGGGGCUGAACGUUGGGAGGUUCAGGACAGAUAAAGUCUUCCUUGACGCAGCACAAACUAUGGAACUCCCUGCCACCGGAGGCAGCGGGGAUUAGACAAAUUCAUGGAGGAAAGGGCUAUCGAUAGCUGCUGUGCUCUGAAUCCACUGUCAGAGGGAGCAAUACCAGUUGCUGUGGAAGGGAGAGAGCUCUUGUGGUCGGAUCCUGCUUGCUGGUCUCCCAGUGAGGCAUCUGCUUGGCCUCUGCGUUGAGCCUGUGCUUUGCAAGCAGGCGGGUUCGAUCUCUCGACAUUUGUAUCCUGAGAACAGGAUGUUGGACUCGUGUUCUAAUGGAGCCUCCAGGUCCAGAGGCAGUCUAUAUAGAUUCCUGGGUUCUUAGGGGUAUUUGGCUACUACUCUGAGAACAGGAUGGGAUGUGGGUGGCGGUGUGGGUUAAACCACAGAGCCUAGGGCUUGCCGAUCAGAGGGUCGGCGGUUCAAAUCCCCACGACGGGGUGAGCUCCUGUUGCUCGGUCCCUGCUCCUGCCAACCUAGCAGUUCAAAAGCACGUCAAAGUGCAAGUAGAUAAAUAGGUACCACUCCAGCGGGAAGGUAAACACCGUUUCCGUGCGCUGCUCUGCUUCGCCAGAAGCGGCUUAGUCCUGCUGGCCACAUGACCCAGAAGCUGUACGCCGGCUCCCUCGGCCAAUAAAGCGAGAUGAGCGCCGCAACCCCAGAGUCGGCCACGACUGGACCUAACGGUCAGGGGUCCCUUUACCUUUACUGAGAACAGGAUGCUGGGCUGGAUGAGCCCCUUUUGGCCUGACCCAGCUGGCUCUUCUCAUGUCCUUGCCUUCACCCCCACCCACCCCACCCCUCUUUUGACAACACACAUUCCCAAUAUAUCUUCCUAACUCCUGCUUGACCCCUGAAGCGGAAUGUGAGGCAGGUAGCUCAAGUCCCUUAGGGAUGCCAGAGGGUGUCUUCCUCCUUCCUCCAAGGAUGGCCAGAGGAGUCACUCCCGGUUUUCCCAGGAUGGAGGGGAGGCUGGCAAGCUAUAAAUACCCGCCGCCUGCUUCCACGCUGCCCUCGCGGCUCCCUCCAGCUGCCAGCCGGCUGCGUCACUCAGAGAGGGCGAAGGCGCUGCCUUAUCGUGUCUCCUCUGUUUGUUUCCCUUUCCAUCUUCCUGCUUAUUGCAUCCUUAGGAAUUGUUUCGGAGGCGACAGAUUGCCCGCUAAGUGUGGCUGGUGGACGUUUCCUGUUUUAUCUGGACCAUUUUGGGUUUCUUGUUUCUUGGAAGGGGAGAGAGAGAGAGAGAGAGAGAGAGAGAGAGAGAGAGAGAUUCAGCAGGAGAAAAACAAGCAGCUGCCUUUCAGACGGGAAGUGGGCUCUGUAGCAACUUCCUGGAGUGGAUGGCAGGGCAAGAAUUGGACUGGCGGUGCUGGGAGCCAGAGGUCUCUGCGACCCUUUUAGGCUAGUGAGGUGUUGUCCUGAAUUCUUGGAGGAAGAAAAGGUUUUGAGAAUGUUGAGGACUGGAGCAAAGUCCGCCCAGCGCCAUGUCUCUAACUUCAGGCCUUAGGAAGGGAGAGCACAAACCUUGUAAUAAUAAUAAGAAGAAAUUUGUUGCGCCCCUCUGACUGGGUUGUCCCAGCCACUCAGCAUGCGAAUGGAUGGAUCCAGAUUAAUAGUCAGCCUCUGGGUCCAUAGAGCCCAUCUUUCUCAUAUACAGACACACACAUGCACACAGAUCUGGAACCACAGGUCAUCCCCGCAUCUGGAGCCAGAGCAGGAUCAGGCCCCUGACUCGGCCCAGCUGGUGUUUGUUGCAGGGGAACCUGUGCAGACUGGGGCUCUUCAGAAUCAGGCCCCAGACUUGGUUCAGGUGAUGCCUGAGGCGAAGGAUCUGGUGCAGACUGAGUCUCCUCUGGUUCCGAGUCCGAGCCCAAGGAUCGAGUUCUGCAUUUUAAACUUUCUGGCUAUUAAACUUUUGCACAGCAGGAGCCUUGAACCCUGAAAGAUUCCCCCAAAGUUGCCCUGCUGAGCAAUCACCCUAAUGCUUCCCUUUGAGCUUGCACCUCAGCCAGUGUGGUGUAGUGGUUAAGAGCGGUAGCCACUUAAUCUGGUGAACCGGGUUCGCUUCCCCGCUCCUCCACAUGCAGCUGCUGGGUGACCUUGGGCCAGUCACACUUCUUUGAAGUCUCUCAGCCCCACUCACCUCUCAGAGUGUUUGUUGUGGGGGAGGAAGGGAAAGGAGAAUGUUAGCGGCUUUGAGCCUCCUUAAAGGGAGUGAAAGGCGGGAUAUCAAAUCCAAACUCUUCUUCUUCUUCAACCCGGCUGCAGCUUGCAGGGGAGAAGGGAACAGAUCCUGUUGCCACAGGAGUAUUGCAGGGAGGUCAGGGAGGAAAGAACAGCCCCCCCCCCGGUCACCCAGAAUCGCCACCCUCGCCGGACCGUGCUCCCAGAGAAUUGCGGAGGAAGGAAGCUCUGCGCUUUGCCAGGCGAGACUUCCUCUGAGAAGACCCUGCUACGAUGGGGGGUUGGCAGCAAGGCUGCUGCGCCCGGGUGGCAGCGGUGGGGAUGGUCGGCAGGGGACGGAUGCAAAUUCCUAAUUAGCAGAGGCCUUUCCGAAGAAGCUGGGCGACUUCCCCUGCGCACCGCAGGGUUCUCCGGUGCUGGGAAAGAGGACCUCAGAGGGCCCAUUAAUGCGGCGGCCAGCCUUGCGCCAGGCCUCUCGCCCCCGCCUGCCGCGCUUCUGGGCAGCCGGCAGAACGGGGCUCGGCUGAUUACACGGGCCCAGCGCCAGCUUCCUGAAGUUAACGAGACAUCCGAAGCAGCAGCAGCAGCAGCAGCAGGGCUUUAAAUAAACCGUCUCGCAAAGGCGCGUUUUUGUGGAGCCAGGGGGCAGCUCCUGCGGACCCUUGCCUCGCUUGGUCGUGGGGGCAGCGGCGGGAGAAGGGGCGAGAGGGGGAGGACAGAGCUGUUUGGGUCUGGGGUAGGGCUGGACCAGGGGUCAGCAACCUUUAUUCAAAGUGUUGGUGCUGAUCUUUAAAGCCCUAAACGGCUUCGGUCCUGUAUACCUGAAGGAGCAUCUCCAACCUCCAAUCGUUCAGCCCGGACUCUGAGGUCCAGUGCCGAGUGCCUUCUGGCAGUAGUGAGGUUACAGGGAACCAGACAGAGGGCCUUCUUAGUAGUGGCGCCCACCCUGUGGAACACGCUCCCUUCAGAUGUGAAGGGAAUAAGCAACUAUCCUAUCUUUAAAAGACAUCUGAAGGCAGCCCUGUUCAGGGAAGUUUUUAAUAUUUAACGCUGUACUGUUUUUAACAUUUGAUUGGGAGCCGCCCAGAGUGGCUGGGGAAACUCAGCCAGAUGGGUGGGGUAUAAAUAAAUUAUUAUUAUUAUUAUUAUUAUUAUUAUUAUUAUUAAUCAGCUGUGGGCCAUGUGGGGGGGCUGGACUAUAUUUUUUUGGGGGGGGGAAUAUGAACAAAUUCCUAUGCCCCACAAAUGACCCAGAGAUGCAUUUUAAAUAAAAUGACAUGUUCUACUCAUGUAAAAACACCAGGCAGGCCCCACAAAUAACCCAGAGAUGCAUUUUAAAUAAAAACACACAUUCGACUCAUGUAAAAACACACUGAUUCCCGGACUGUCCGUGGGCCGGAUUUAGAAGGUGAUUGGGCUGCAUCUAGCCCCCAGGCCUUAGGUUGCCUACCCCUGGGCUGGACCAAAGUUAUUUAUUUUUUUGAAUGUUGGUUUUUGUGUUUUGUGUAUUGUUAUUUUUCAAUAUUUUUCGUGCUGUUGUUGUGUGGAAAAUACUAAUAAAAUUUAUAAUAAAUAAUAAUAAAGGAGAUUUGCCUCAACGCUGUAAGCUUCUGGGGCAGGCGUGUCUAAGCAAGAGCAUUUUUAGCAGGUGCCAGAAGUACAGGGAAGGCACUUGCAUGAGAUCAAGAGGCAGGGAGUUCCAAAGUGUAGGUGCUACCACACUAAGAGAAAUGCAAAGCAUUAUCCCAUCCGAUUGGGUUGCCCCAGCCACUACGGGUGGCUUCCAACAAAUAUAUAAAGAUACAAUAAAGAAUCAGACAUUGAAAACUUCUCUUCCUCCAAGAUCAAAGUGUUCUGGGGCUUAAUUUACGAGGAGUUGAAAAAAAUGUUUGGAAUAACUUUUUUAAAAAGACCAGAGGCAUUUCUUUUAAGCAUUGUUGGCAGGGACAUCCCAAAGGCCUUUAGGGAGGUAUUCUUCUAUGCAACGGCCGCAGCUCGGACUUUGGUGGCAAAAGGGUGGAAGGAACAAGAAGCCCCGACAAUAACGGACUGGCAUUACAGGCUACAAGAAUUUGCUGAAAUGGCGCAGUUAACCAGUACCCUGAGAGGCAACUCAAAACAAAAAUUUAUGGAAAAGUGGGAUAGAUAUAAAACAUAUGUUCAAAAAUACAGUAAAGGUUCGCUAUCUAUGCUAGUGUUUGAUUGGCGUUGGAGUGAGAUUGAGUUGAGAAAUAAGACUGAGAGCACAUAUUGAUAUAGGAAUGUAUUAGAUAAUAUCUAAAGAAAUAUACAAUAAUAAGAGUACAUUUAUUUCUAAAAAUGGAAUAUACAAUGGGAAAGACUGGAAGUCUAGUGUGUUGGUAUGUAUAUGAUUUGGGGGGGAUUUGUUUUUGUUUCUUCUCUUUGUUCUUUUUUUGUUUCAUUUUCUUUCUAGGUAUAUAAAAUUUGUAUAUAAUUUUUGCAUACAUGUUGGAAAUCAUAGUAAGUCCUGUAAUGUAAGGGACGCGGGUGGCGCUGUGGGUUAAACCACAGAGCCUAGGACUUGCCGAUCAGAAGGUCAGCAGUUCGAAUCCCUGCGACGGGGUGAGCUUCUGUUGCUCGGUCCCUGCUCCUGCCGACCUAGCAGUUCGAAAGCACGUCAGAGUGCAAGUAGAUAAAUAGGUACCACUCCGGUGGGAAGGUAAACGGCGUUUCCGUGCGCUACUCUGGUUCGCCAGAAUCGGCUUAGUCCUGCUGGCCACAUGACCCGGAAGCUGCACGCCGGCUCCCUCGGCCAGUAAAGCGAGAUGAGCACUGCAACCCCAGAGUCGGCCACGACUGGACCUAAUGGUCAGGGGUCCCUUUACCUUUUAAGUCCUGUAAUGUAAUAUGACAACGUUUACCAAUGUGAUAUAAGAAUGUUAACAAAUAAAUAAAAUGCAAAUUAAAAAAAAAAAAGAAAGAAGAAGAAAAAACUUCUCUUCCUCCUUCUGCAGGAAGAAGCACGUGUCUGCCAUCUUGGACAUCCGCGGUCUGCAGAACCAGUCCCACCGGCAGGACAUCCUGGCCGCCAUAGAGAGCCGGGAGCUGACCGAGGACGGGGAGGUUCCCUGCCUGGACCGGGCCUUCUUCAACGAGAUCCCCACCAGCAAGGUCUUCUGCGUCCGCCUCCAGCUGCGCUGCGUCUCGGUCCUGGGGGUGACCGGACUCUCCCGGCUCCGCCAGAUGCCUUGGCGGCGGCAGCAGCAGCAGCGGCGGCAGCAGCACAGGCGGCGGUCCAAAGAGAGCGGGGCCGAGUCGCAGGUGUGAGGACAGGCGCCCCGCCAAAUGGUGGACUCCCUCUCUCAGCCACCAGGUUACGGGGCAGGGGCUAGGAGCCUCCCACGGGGGGGUGCCUUUUCUGCCCCCCCCCCAGAGCCGCCCACUGCAGGGCUCACACUCCAAACAAGGGCUGCGGCAUCCGCUCCCUGCAAGAGCCAGCUGAAUCUGUUGUCUGCAUUUUAUUCCGCAGCCCAGAUUUCGCAGGCAUCCUGGCUGCGUUUCAAAGCACCUGGGUAGUUGAAGGAAAGGACUCCUCUCCUAUUAACUGGGCUGCAGGUUUAGAACUUUAAAACUAAGGUUGCAAAUGGGGACACGGAGGAAGAAUUUUAUCCGUUAAAGAAGAAUCCAGUUCUGCCUGGAACAGGGAAAAUCGAGCCACUGGUGUAUCUUGAGAGAUGGGCAAAAUCAUUUAUUUAAGUUGGGUUGGGAACCUUUUCCAGGCAGAGGGCCACAUUUCUUCUGAAUUAACCGCCCAAGGGCCACAGGUGGGCGGUGCCAGAGGUCAAAGUGGGCGGGGCAAUGGAUGUAAAUUUUUACCAAUGUAUAGUGGGCUCGUUUCUGCGCAUGCUCCCUCGAGAGGCAAACCAGAAACAUCAUCAGAGUUCCAGGCCAGGUGGAAACUUUCCAGCCGGCCCAGGGAGGAGUGUGGCCUGGAGAAUGUUCUGGGGGCCACGUGGAGAGGACUCCGGGGGCCACAUUCAGAUCCUGACACACACCUACAACGUGAACUGUUCACACGUCGAGGCUCCACUGCAUAAUUCAGUUCUUAUAUGGCAAGAGAUGUAUUGGGGGUUACCCGACCCUCCGCUCAAAGUAGGGGGCACACCUCACCUCCCCCCACUUCUGCGACUCAGUUUCUCCCUUGGACCAGGGGGCGGGUGGUUGGCACAGGACAAAGCGAGGGAUGGAGUAAGCGAGGCCUUAAGGGAGUAAGUAUACCUGCUCUGGAUGUAUGUAUGUAUGUAUAAAUAAAUAAAUGCAUAUUAAUUUAA
Messenger RNA from Podarcis lilfordi (Lilford's wall lizard), 57355 nucleotides. The record is from the annotation of a GenBank genome assembly. NCBI's taxonomy places the organism in Eukaryota, Metazoa, Chordata, Lepidosauria, Squamata, Lacertidae.